This is a messenger RNA of Mus musculus (house mouse), 47954 nucleotides long. It is a transcript of the gene Bach2, whose product is annotated as BTB and CNC homology, basic leucine zipper transcription factor 2. Gene Ontology annotation, molecular function: DNA binding; DNA-binding transcription factor activity; RNA polymerase II cis-regulatory region sequence-specific DNA binding. The transcript has 9 exons. NCBI's taxonomy places the organism in Eukaryota, Metazoa, Chordata, Mammalia, Rodentia, Muridae. Gene Ontology annotation, cellular component: cytosol; cytoplasm; nucleus. The record is from RefSeq and is a predicted model, not a curated record. The coding region runs from base 39622 to 42141 and encodes 839 amino acids. Gene Ontology annotation, biological process: regulation of DNA-templated transcription; primary adaptive immune response involving T cells and B cells.
CCGAGAGCGCCAUUCGCCGAGAAGCUUACGCCAGUCACCCGGCGUACCGCGCCCCAGCGGCCGGGGAGGUGCGCUGCCCCGCUCCCGUAAAGUUAUUGUGAAUGGGGAGCGGGUGACGUCAGCGCCGAAUGUCAACAAUGUAGCGAUUGAGAGUGUGGGCGUUCCGGGAGAGCGCGAGCCGCGCGGCGCAGCCAGCAGCCCCGCCGCCGCCGCCUCAGCAGCCAGCCCCGCGGCCGCGCACCGGGCUGCGGUCGCCCCUGCGCCCCGCUUCGCCCGCCGCCCCUCCCUCGCGGCCCGCGUCCCCCCUCUCCCCCGUCGCCCCCGCCGCGCGCGCCGCUCCCCUCCCCCUUCCCGGACUCGGGGGGCUGCGAGCGAGCGAGCUGCCAUGUGAUGCGCAUCCCCUCCGCCUGCUCUCAGUGACCCCAGGACCGCCCACCACGCCGGCGGCCGGGAGGGGGCUGCGGGCUGGGAAGACGCGGGCAGGACCGGCGCAGGGGGACGAAAGUUCCCGGGAAGUCUAAUGUUGCGGGGCCAACCAUGACGAUCUCGAUUCGUUAGCACAGGACUUCGUGUAUGAUAUGCUUAGCGAUUAGAGCCUAUGCUCUCCGGGAGCUCUAGUGGGACAAGGGGGACUGGAAGAGGAGGAAGAGAGUGACUAAAAACAGCCACUCCGGGAUGUGAGAACAGAGCCAACAUCGUGUCUGGAGACAACAAGGUUGCUUUUGUUAGUCUGGAUAUGUGUUUGGUGGUGGUGGUGGUGGAGCUCAAAUUUUAGAUUUUCAGUGCUAGAGAAAUGCAUUUACAAUGUGAAAACCCGAUGCUUAUUAAAGAAACUCAUUCUUUUAAAAUGUUUUCUUUUUCAUUCUUUUUUUUAAAAAAACCUCCAACUUUAGAGGGAACAUGGAGCAGUUGUACAAGACCACUUACAUGCCUGCUUCUGUGUGUUCACCAGGUGUCACCAUUUGGUACUUCAUGCUGUUAUGCAAAGGUUUAGAUGGAUACUUCGGCUGCAGAAGAAUGCUUACUUAAGGCGCUGUCUGAUACUAAGUUGCAGAUGUGCUAAGUAUUCUUAAAGGCUGAAGAAUAAGAACAUCUCCUAUAUAACCAUAAUGCUAUUGUGAAAUAAUUCCAAGUGUGGGGGGGAGGUAGAAAGUGCUGUGAUUAAACUAAAAAAAAAAAAGUGGGGAUUAUAGCGAGGUCAUUAGUCCUCCCAUUUAGUUCCCUCUAGGAUAAAUUUGGUAUCUAUCAAUGAACUACUCAACAAUUUACUACAGAGUAAGUUCUAGGACAGCCAGAGCCACACAGAUAAGCCCUGUCUCAAAACAAAACAAAACAAAAAUUAUCUUUUAACACUGGGAAAAGGUCGAUUUCACUAAUCUUUGUGAUGGCAGCCACACGAGGUACCACUAUGAACAAAAGCACAUCUUCCGUCAUGUCAAGAAGCAGAGAGUGUUUCUCAUCCUGUUGGCCCAAAUGAGAAGUUUACUUCCAGUCAGUGGCUGUGUUUGCUAGUGCAUUAAAGUGGGCCAGCUGGCCAGUCACUCAUCAGCAGUGAGGUGUAUCCCAGAGUCUGAAACUCUAUUUUAUUUUUUUCUUUCCUUUUCCUUUUUUUUUCUCUUUUACAACUCAGUGGCCAUGGACAUUUCUAAUUUUAAAUUCCUGUUUUGCAUAUCAAGUUUAUAAGCUAUGACUUUUAGGAUAAUUUUUGUACUUUGUCCUGUAAACAGAUUUUAAAAGCAUUGAAUGUAAAAUGCAUGUGAAGUUUCUUGUGUAUCAAAGGCUCGCCUUUCCUCUCCCUGACUUAAUGGGCUCCUGUUUCCAAUUUGUGUUAGAGCUCUGUGUGAAACAUGAACUCUAGUUUAUGCAAGUCCUAAGAGGGAGCGCAAGUGUGUGUGGGGAUAACAGCCCUUGAGCAGCCUUUGUGGCAGGCCUCUGUUGAGUCCUGGAGUCAUUCUCCAGCAAGGCCAAGUGCUCACUUUGCACGUGGAAAUUGCAGAUGUCACUACUUGAACUUGCCACCAGUGCGCGCAUGUAAUAUCUGUUGGCAGCAUAAUAGUUUUUGGCUACUCCUUGAGAAUCCCACCCGCAUCCCCUCUGUUUGUUUGUUUCAGAGCAGGGGAUUGAGUCCCAGAGCCUAGCACAUUCCAGAUAACAGCCACUGUUACUGAGAGCUACAGCCGGAUCUGACCGUUCUGAUUUUAAGAAACAAAUUUUCUCAUGUAAAACUCAAGUUGGGAGGUUGGGCUCAUUCAUUUUUUAUUCUUUCAGCAAGUAAACAUUAAGUGCCAACUUUGUGUCCGUGCUGUUCAGAGAGGGACAAGAGAAGGCUGCUACUCUGGAAUUGUGUGGUAGAGUCCAUGAACAGAUACAGAUAGGAAACAAAAACCCCUUGACUAUCCUAGGGUAGUGACGUGAGGGUGGGGUGCUCCAUCAGAGGUGAGAUGGCUAGUAAGAUAUCACUGAAUGAAUGAAUCCCAUCUGAACAGCGAAAGGAUGUAUAGGAGACUCACCCAGUUGGAAAAGGCUGGUAGAAAAGGCAUUCGUGGGGCAAAAGGCCCUCACAAAGCCACAGAAACAGAAAACAUACACGUGUUACAGUGUGUGGAUUUCUGAUGGUCUGUGUCACUAGAGCUUGGGCCCACAGGAAAGUCCCAAAGACAUUAGCCUAAAACUUUAUCAUUUCAAAGUCAUUGUCUUUUACGUUGUAUUCAGUGGGGGACUAUUUCAGGGUUUUUCUUUUAGCAAAACAUCUAGAUAUUUAUCUGUUGGUCAUCAUCAGGUCCUUUAUAUGUAGACCCAUCAUUAUCAUUAAAUGUGUGAUGGAAAAUCAUAUUGCAAGUUAGAAAGUACUGGAAGUUAAAACUCUUCCCGUCUUUGGAAGUUUGAUAAGCAGGAGACAGAACUGUGUUUUUGUUUUUGUUUUGUUUUGUUUUUUGUUUUUAUUUCAGGACCUUUUAACAAAGAAGUUCCAUGGUUACAUGUGUGCUUAGAAAUAGUAUCAUUGCAACAGGAAGAGGAACUAGAAUCCAGAGCCAGAGGGGCAAUCACUCUGCUCCUUUAUAAGUUCAUGGAGAAGCAAUGGCUACAGGGAUGCAGACUAAAGCCACAUGAAACUGGUCCCAAGGACCAGUUGAACAGAGUCCUCAAAUGUGAUUGGCCCAACACAGACAUCAACAGAGAGGAAAUGACUGAGAACAGUGUCCAGAUCUCUGGGGAAACUUCAUGGGUGAUAUCACCAGGAUAUGGGUGUACAGUAGGUCAUGAGAUUGGGGUGUGAGAUUGAUGUGGGUGGUAGAACAGAGAUUAGUGAUAAAAGUGCUAGGAAGAGGACAUUUAGUGACUGAGACAGAGAAGCCUUCCAAGGAGUUGUGUGAAGGGAAGAGGAAAACUCGGGGUGGAGUAUGCCAACAUUCAGGGUAGGAGAGUCUAAAGAUGGGGGUGUUCAGGAAGGCUUGUGUCACAGAGGCCAAGCAUUCCAUCCUGGAUUUGCCAAGUUAAUAAGUUGAAUAGAACUGUCAUGAGCAGUUGGUGAGGAGUAGGAAAUUAGAAGGAAGAUCUUCCAUUUAUACUGUGUGGGAAAAGAAAGCAAAAUGGGCAGGGAUUUUUGUUUUUUGUUUUUUUAAUGUUGGUUUUUGAAGUUGAAAUUUUGAGCAUGUAUGCACUGUAAAGGAGAGAGACUACCAACGAGGAAGAAGACAAAUUAGUGGAAUGAUGUCUGUAAUAAAUUAAAUCUGAGGGCAUAUUUGCUCGAACACUCAUGAGGUCAAUCAGAGGAAGAAAGGAUCUAUCCAGAUUUACAAAGAUGAGAAGAGAAGGCAAGUGAGGUUUGAAAGCUGGAUAUGUGAUUGGAUGAGAGAUCCAUGGAAUGUAUGUUCUGGAUAGUCAAGGGAUACAUUCAACUAAUACAUUCAGGUCUCCUUAGAAGCACAGUGGAGGGAUGAAACUGUUACCCUACCACAGUCACACUGCACAGGUUUUUAAGACCACACUCAGCCUCUAGACUCUCCAAGUUGAUAAUGGAACACAAUAGGAGCUUUUAUUGCUGACUCAUUGCUGUGGGAUACAUGACUUUUCCAGUGAGUUGUGUUGGCUCAAGACUUCCCCGUGGCCCCACCAGAUCAUUCUUAGAACAGUAUUGAAAUCCAUUUCCUUUUCUUUCUGUGCUCUUAGGAACAGUGGGCAGGACCUCCUGCAGUCUCUAGCUUUCAUCCUUGAGAAAUUUUACACUUACAAUCUUUUCUUAGUGCCUGUAUGUUUAUAGACCUAACCUAACAUGAAGAACUUAGUCAAAACGUGUGGAUUCGUAAGAGAAUGCUAGCUGCCAUGCAGGUAGCCCUUCCACCUUUACAGAAAGCAAGGAGAACAAUGUUGAGUGAGCUGCUGUAGCUCUUUGGACAAAAUGCACCUGGUGAACAUAUACAGAAUUUUCUGUUUUCAGCAGCAGACUUCGAGUCCCCAGUAGUGAGCACAGAGCUAUUUCUAGUGUAGGCUUUAUGUUAGGCUGUAAAACAAAUGUUAAUAUAUUUAAGAAAAUAAAAGUUAGACUUAGUAUUAUUUCUGACUACAAGGGUAUGAAACUAGGAAUUAAUAAUGGAAAGAACCUUAGAAAAUACACAACAUGCCCCCCCCAAACAACCCACUGAUAGAGAAGAACUCAGAAAGGAAACUUGAGAAUAUCUUGAGGAGAAUGACAGCAGAAGUGUAGACUUUGAAGCUGCAGGAUAGAUGCUCCACAAGGAGUGAUUACACCAACACAGGCCUGCGUUCAAGACAGAGAAAGCCCAAAUAAACAAUCUGAAAUUUCAGCUAAACGAAUAAGAGAAAGAAAAAUGAAGCCUAAAAAUAAGUGGGAGGAAAUAAUAAUAAUCAGAGUGCAAUAAAAGCCAGGAAACCCAUAGAAGUAACCAUACCAAUAGUUUUAUUUAAAAAAUAAAAUAAAAUGGAACAAUCCUUACCUAACCUAGGAAAAAAGUAAGAGAGAAUAUUCAAAAAUUUUAAAUGAAAGUAGAGACUGGAGAGGUGGCUCAGCAUGUACGUACUUGUCUGAAGGACUGAAGUUCAAGUUUGGAUCCCUAAAACCCACAUAAAAUCUGGGUGGGUGUGACAGCCCACCUGCAGUUCCAGCCCAGGGAGCAGAGAUGGAUUUCAGAGCAAGCUGGCUAAGCCAGCAUAGUAAAAACUGCAAACUCUGGAUUCAGUAAGAGACUCUACCUCAGUAUAGAAGGUAGAGAACAUUGAGAGAGCCGCCAGGCGUCAGCCUUGGGGUCCCUGCGUAGACACACAUGAACCUACACGCACACACACAAGCACACAUAUGCACCUGUACAUCGUCAACAAAAAAGAGGAAAAAGAAAACAAUUAAAGUGAGUAAAUUGCCCGAAGGUAAGAAGACUCAUCAUACUAUUGCAAGCAUUUAUGUGUCAACAGUCUAGAUAACGUAGAUGAAAUGGGUAAGUUUCUAGAAGAAAAUACCAGUUCCAGAAUUAAGUCAGGGAGAAUUAAGUGAGAAAGCUUGAGCAGACAUAGACAAAGAGACGGAAGAAGUCAUUAAAAACCUCCCAGCAAAGAACAGCCAAGGCCGGAUAAGUUCUCCAGUUCAUUAUAUUCUUCCUAUUGUACGAAGAUCAAAGCCACGCUGGUUAUGCUCUUCCAGAAAGGCAGAGAACGUUCAAGCCCAGCUGUCAGCCAGCACCCUUUCUUAGUAACCAUUCUCAGGACAAGUGUGUGAGGAGGCCCAGUGUGAUGUCCACCAUCAUAAUCCCAGGGGAGACUGACCUAAUGCUAAGAUCCAGUACAGAGCAAAAUGACCACUCUGGAACGUGUGUUCAACAGUUUGGAUGCGCUAAGAAGAGCAAGAGAAGAAGAAAAAAAAAAAAACGGAAAGGAAGAGGUAAAAUUAUCUGUUUGCAGAAGACAUAAUCUUAUAUAUAAAAACCCUUCAAAGAUAAACAAAUACUGUUGGGGCUAACAAGUGAGGGCAAUAAAGUUGCAAGAUACAAUAACCAACAUGUAAAAGCCAGUAACAUUUUAUAUACAGAUAACAGCCUAGCUAAUAAAACUCAAGAAAACUACUGCAUUUAUAGCAGCAUUAAAAACUAUAAAACACUCGGGAAUAAAUGCGAUCUUGAUGGUGGAGAUCAUACUUGCCUCAAGGAACUCCAUGCCCUAAUCAGCAGGAAGUAUUCCAACAAUGAUGUCCCCUCCUCUUUCCCCUCUAUCAUUUUUUCCUCUCAUAUCUAGUGUUGGGGAUUGAAAGGUGGAAAAGCGGAAUAGAGAAGGGUGGAAGGAAGAAGAACUCACAAAGCAGUCAAGAAGUUGCAUCCUGAACAGAGGGAACCUCACUGUGGAGUCACCUUCUCACUGGCCUAUAAACAUAUCUGUUGAGGCCUUUUCUUCAUUGUGUAUUGAUGCAGGAGGCCACCUUGGGCAGUGCCAGCUCGCGGCUGGUGGACCUGGAUUGCAUAAGAGAAGGGGCCAUCUUUCCCCCAUAGUUCCUGCAUCUGCCGCUGAUUGAGGUUCUUUCCCUGAGUUCCCACAGAGAUGGGUUUUGAUCAGUGUUUUAUUAUGGGAUCGGAAACCAAACAGUUGCUUUUGUAUCCUGCCACACUGCUGAAAGUGUUGGUCAUUUCUAGACCUUUUCUGGUGGAAGUCUUGGGGUCCCUUAUGGUAACAGGUCACCUCUGAAUAGGGUAAGUUGACUUGUUCCUUUUCUACUUUUAUCCCUUGAAUUUACUUCUCUGGCCUUACUGUUCUAGCUAGGGCUUCAGACACAGUUUGGAAAAGGAGUGGGGGUGGGGGGUAGCCUCAUUCCUGAUUUGAGUGGGAUUUCUUUGAGUUUUUCUCCAUUUAGGAUAGUGUUUCUCAAUCUGUGGGUUGUGAUCCCAUUGUGGGUUGCAUAUCAGAUAUCUUACAUGUCAGAUAUUUAUGUUAUGAUUUAUGAUUAUCAAAAUUGUAAUUAUGAAGUAGCAAUGAAAUAAUUUUAUGGUUGGAAGGGGUGACCACAUCAUGAGGAAAGGAUUGCAGUGUUAGGGUGAGAGCCACUGACUUAGGACAGUAUACUGGCUGUGGUUAUGUCCUGUGUAGCCUUUGUUAUAUUAUACUGUGCACCUUCCAGUCCUUUUCUCUCCAGGACUUUGAUUAUAGAAGCAUUUUGAAUUUAGUUAAAGGGCUUUCCUUUAUCUGUUAAGUUGGUCAUGCAGUUUUUGUCACUGAGGCCAUUCAUGUGAUUUACUGCAUUGAUUGACUUAUGUAUGUUGAACCCUUCCCUUAUCUCUGGGAUGAAGCCCACUUGUUCCUGGUGGAUGAUCUAUUUGCCGUAUCUCUGUAUUUAAGUUGCAAGCAUUUUUAUUGAGAAUCUGCACAUCUGUGUUUCUUUAAGGAUGAUGGCCUCCAGUUUCUUUUGUUGUGUCUUUGCUGAGGUUUUGGGAGUCUAGAGUAAUACCUGCUUCAUAGGAAGCCAGGAGUGCUCCUUCCGUUUUGUUCGGUUAUUUGAAAAUAAUAAUUUUAAGAAAAGUCUUUAAGAAGAAUUGGAUGUAGAUUUUCUUUGAAAGUUUGGUAGAGUUCUCUGUGGCUCCAUCUGGGCCUGGGCUGGUUCACUAUCUCCAUCACUAUCUCCAUCACCGUCAAGACCUCGAGGAGAAGGAAGAGGAUGUUAUUACUGUUUCAGUAACCUUGUUAUGGGCCUGUGGAAGUCGUUGACCUUUUCUUAGUUUAACUUUGGUGGUUUGAACAAAUUUAAAAAGUUAUCAAUUUCUUUUAGGUUUUCCAACUUAGUGGGGUAUAAGUUUGUUUUUGUUUUAUUUUUUAAAAAAGCCCUUCUAAUAUUCUGAAUUUCUUUGGUAUCUCUUGAAAUUUUCUCCUGUUUAUCUCAGACUCUGUUUAAGUUGGGUCUCCUCAUUUCUUUCUGUCGUUUAAUUGGCCUAAUGGCCUGUUGAUCCUCUUUACUUGUUCAGAGGGCCAGCUCUUACAUCCAUUGAGUCUCUGUAUUGUUCUCUUUGUUUCUAUUUAACUCAUCUCUUCUCUGAUUUCUAUUAUUUCUUGCUGUCUACUGGGUUUGGGGUUGUUUUCUUCUUGUUUUUCUAAAUUCUUGAGUUGCAUCAUUAAAUCAUUUAUUUGUGCUCUUUCUGAUUUUUUUUUUUUAAUGUAGGCACUUAGAGCUAUAAAUUUCCCUCAUACAACGGCUUUUAACAUGCUCCAGGGGUUUUGUUGUGUUUUGCUUUUAAUUUUAUUUAAUUCUGCAGAAAUUUUUACUUUUUUUUUUUUUUUACUUCUUCUUUGACCUAUUCAUUAUUCAGUCGUGUGUCAUCAUUUAAGAUCCAUGAGUUUGUGUAAUUGCUAGAGAUUCCCUUCUGUUGAUUUUAAGUUUUAUUUCAUUGUGGCCAAAUAGGAUACAAAGAAGUAUUUCACUGUUUCUUUCUUUGUUUUGUGUCCCUGAAUGUGGUCUAGAGCGACUCCAUGGAGUGAAUAAUCAAACGUACAUUUCAUAGUGUUGGGUUGGAGUGGUCUCUAGAUAAUCUGUUAGGUCCAUUUGAUAUACAAUGUCAUUUAAUUCUGUUGUUUAUUUCUUUAUUUAUUUAUUUCUUUAUUUCUUUAUUUAUUUAUUUUUGUCCAGACAGCCUGUGCACUACGGAAAGUGGGGUAUUGAAAUCACCUACUAGUGCUGAGAUGGGGCGAGUUUGCAUCAUGAAAUCUAGUGGUACAACUUUUUAUGAGAUUGGAUGCAUGGGCGAUUGUGCAUGUAUGUCUAGUGUGCAAUGUCUUCAUGGUUAACUGUUCCCUUCAUUACAAUGACGUAUCCUUUCUCUCUUCUGGUAAGUUUAGUUUGGAAUCUGUUUUGUCAACUAAUAGGAUAGAAAUGCCUGUUUGUUUCCUGGUUCUGUUUGCUUGAAUCCUUUUUCUUACCCUUUCGCUCUAAGGUGAGUUUCUAGAUGCUUUGGUAGUGAGCUGGGCUGAAUCGUCUCUCCAGCCCUCAAUGACUUUUUUACAGACACCAAAAGUUGGAUUUUAUUUCUUGAUUCAUUCAGCUAAACUGUGCCUUUUGAUGUGGGAUUAAAGGUAUUAAUGGAAAGUGCACCUCGAUUGAUGUUAUUCUUUUCAUUUGUGUUCUCAGUCCUAUUUUGUGUUUCUUUAAUCAUGGACUUGUUUACUUUCUGUGGACUCUUGGCUAUACUUAUUCCUCUCCAGUCUGACGCAGUACCUUCAGUAUUCUCUGUAGGGGUGGCUUGGUGAACAUGGAUCCUUCUAGCCUAUUUAUACCAUGGGAAGUUUUUCUUUCAUCUUUUAUUAUAGCAGAUCGUUUUUCUGGAUAAAGUCUUUGGGGUUGGUGUGUGUGAUCAUUUAGAGCUCCGGGAUCUUCUGGCCUUUAGUUUUCAUUGAGAAGUCAGCUGCUAUGCUGACGGGUUUUCCUGUAUAUGUGCUGUAUGCUUUUCCCUUGCAGCUUUAAGUGGCCUCUCUUCUUUCUGGAUAUUCUGUGCUCUCCUGCUGUGGGAGGCUGGGAGAGGCUGCGUUUUUGGUCCUAUCUGUUACAUGCCUUAUGUGCUUCUUGUGUCUGUACAGAUGUGUCUUUCCUCAACUGGGGCAGUUUUCUUCUGUGGAUCUGAAGAUAGAGUUUCUGCCAUUGCCCUGGGAGCCUCCUUCUUCUGUAUCCAUAAUUUAUGGAUUUUUUCAUGGUGUCCCAUGUUUCCAGAAUGAUUAAAUUUUUUUCGAGUGUUUCCUCUAUUUUCAAGACAUGAUAGUCUGACCCUACUUGAUCCAGUCUACUGACGAGGCUUCCCCCCAGAUUUUCUACUUGAGUUAUUGUUUUUCAAUUCUAUCCUCAUUUCAGAUUGAUUUUCUUUAGUUAUCUAAAUAAUUUUCAUUAGAAAAUAGAUCUCUAGUACCAGUGGGUUGACCAAGGUCAUAUUGUCUCCACCUAUUGUACUGUGUGUGUUUUGGUGACAUGACCUGGUCAUAUGACAUGACUUCUCCUUUUGGUUGUCUCAUAUGAGAUUCUAGUCUGGCUUUGUUGAGUGGAAGUUAGCCAUCACAAGGCUAGGCUGAUACACAGGCUGAGCUGGGUCGCCAAGUAUGGAGGUGACAUGGGUCAAUGUGAUUCUAAGGCCAUCUGCUGGCUGGGUAUACAAAUUAUCUGACCCCAGCUAAUGGGAGUGGAUUGAUGGUGUGGGCAGAUGAAGUUCUGAGGAACUCUCUCGGCAGGGCAAGUGCAUAGGCCAGGCAAACAUAGCUGAGCCUCGGCAUCUGAGGGCGGUGCACGUGUGUGAGGUUCUGAGGGACUCACCAGACUGGGGUGCUGCGUGAACUGCCCACACUGAAUAACAUGAACAAAUCCUCAUGACCAUGGAGAGCCUGUAGCAGACAGAAUGAAGUUCAGUUUGGAAGGAAAGCCUUGUGUGGCCACAAAUCAUAUGAAAAAUAUAGAACAACACAAAACCUAAGAAAGUGCAAAAAGCCUCUCGUGGAUUGUUGCAUCUCCCACUAUCCUAGAGAAAUCCUUUGUCCUAUAUAUGGGGAAGUAUACAGGGGACAUGCUGGGUGCUGGAGUGUCAGCCCCUCUGAGGUUGGAAAAGUCAACAGUUUGAAAUUCCCCAUCUUCACAGUCUUGACAUAUUAAUGGAUUCAAAUGGAAACCUCGGAUGGUUAUAUGGAGUCUAUGUUAUAUAAAUCCUCAGGAGACUACUUAGAGCUUGAACUAUAAUAGCUCCUUAGGUUAUCUAAAAAUGUAUGCAAAAUACAUGUAAAUGGAAGAUAAUGAACUGACAGGAGGCUUCGCACACAGCUAGACUCUGUUAGAUUGUUCUUGCCUGCCUAUAAUAAACCCUCUAGGAUGUUGGGUUUGGUGGCACGGUUUAUUAUUGUUGUUGUUGUUGUUACAUUUGUGAUUGUAGUUGUUUAUUGUUCAACAAUGAGGACAUAGUUCUAAAAUACAGGUUGAGCACCUUUAUGCCAGAGCCUUUAACUAUUCCAGAAUUUGAAACUGGCAUAGUACUGCCAGUGGGAAGUUCCGUACUUGACACCGUGUGUCAGGUUACAGUCAAAAUGCAAUUAAGCCAGAAAUACUGUAUAAAAUUGAUCUUCAGGUUGUGGGUAUAAGAUAUGCAUGGAACAAGAAUGGUUUUUCUUUUGUUGCUUCAACUAGGUCCCUUUUUUAAGAUAAAGAGACGGAUGGAUGGAUAUAUAGGUAGAUAGAUAGAUAGAUAUGCAAGUAACUCAUCCCCAAUUUUAGAAAUCGCAAAUCCAAAAUACUGUGAUGGGGGCUAUAGAAUGAGCUCAGCACUUAAGAGCAAAUCCUGCUCUUGCAGAGGCCCUGAGUGUGGAUCCCAGCAUCCAUGUUGGGUGACCCACAAAUGCUUGUAAGCCCAGUGUCUUCUUCUGGCCUCCUCAGGCUCCUAUACACAUGCAGCACCCGCAGACUUAGACAUAUAGAUAAAAAUAAAUCAUAUAUACUACAACAACAAAUAAGACCAUAUACCUGAUCAGCUCAGGCACUUCACAUAAAGCAGUGGUUCUCAACCUGCCUGAUACUGCACCCCUUUAAGACAGUCUCUCAUGUUAUUGUGACCCCCAACUGUAAAGUAAUUUCAUUGCUACUGUAAUGUUCCGUUGUUAUGAACUGUAAGUAUCUGGUAUGCAGGUCGUGUGGAAGUCACUACCCACAGGUAGAGAACCAGUGGAGGGAACCAUCAACUUGAGUAAGAUACAGAUUCAAAAUAUAGCCUACAGAUAUGAAGUAUGAGGUCGUGCCUUUUUUCCUGUCUUGAACUCUUCACUUUUUGGAUGAAAUGAUCAGUUCAGAUGACAAAGCUACACUCCUUAAAUAAAAAGUAGUUUUUCCCUAGUUGUUUAUCCCCCGUUCCCUUGUUUCCCAUAGAAGGCUCACUUACUCAUUACAGUAGCCCUCCUCUUUGCUCUUUCCAGAUUAAUUAAUUGAAGGAGCACCAAGAGAUAACAUUGCUCCCCAUGAACUUUUAACUAAAGCCGCACAUGGUGGGGCGGUGACUAGCCUGGCCUUGAGAAGAUGAUUUGGUUAGCCCUUUGUGGCCCCAUACUUAGCCUAUACCUGAUUUGUAAGCUGUCAGAGCAUGGUGGGCAGACUGAAUAGAACCUCAGACAUUUAAACACAGCUAAUGUUUGGGCCCAUUCCUGAUCCUGUAAAAAGCUAUCAGAAGUUGUUUCCAGCAUCCAUAGCAUUUGUUUUAUAGCCAUGUGGUUUUUGGAUCAUUAUUUUAAUGAUCAUAAUUUCAAUACAAACCUGUUGGGUUAUAUUUGCUGGCCUUUGCAUUGUAGAGUGUGACUUGACUGUCUAGGAGAGGUGAAUGACCCCUGCAGAAAAGCAGCCCGUUUUCAGAUUGCUCCAAAUUUUAUUUUUAAGGGAAGAAAUAAAAGAAAACUAAGAUGAGUAGGACGUUUAGGUUUGAGUAAUGUUAGGAAUCUCUCCACAGUCUGUGGAAUUUCGGUAAGGAGCCUUUUAUCAGGCUGGUUAGGAAGGAAGAGCUGUCUAGAACCAUGCGGUAUGGCUUUUUGUAUCUCCACCUGGGCAGUCCCAGGUUGAUGCCUGGUGUUUUGGUGACAUGUGGUGAUGUUCGCGUGUGUUCAGGCCUACUUUAGCUGUGCUGCUAGGACUGCAGGUGGAAGCUCGAUGCUCAGCUUGGGCAUAGUGGAUUCUAACUAACUUAGUUCCUUCGUUCCCAUUGUCACCAUGCCCUCCCUCCCUUCUUCCCCCUUGUCCUUCUUUCCUGCUCCAUCCUUAUUUCCUCCUGCCUUUAUUUCAUUUCCUUAUGAACUGGACUCCCCAUCCUGUGAAACCACUCAGAGUCUGUCCUGCAUCUCCAUCACCAUUUUCCAAAUGUCCAUUCCCAGGCCAUUUCAGAGAAACCCACAGUAUAUAAAACCAAGUUGCCUACCUGCCUUCUUGGCUCUUUCUUGGCUUGAUGAGGUUUCUCACAUCACACAAGCAGGCAGUGGAGGGAAAAGCUGCAGCUUCGUUAGCUGCUUGGGACUGAGCCCCCGUGCUCCUUCUAAAUUCUAGAGAGAGAGGUGAGCUGAGCUGUGUAUCCCGGGAAACAUUUGGUUCUAAGAGGGACCAAUUCCAGAAAUGCAAGGUUUUCUUUUUAUACGACUAGCAAACUUGCAUUGAUUAAGAUGUGUCAAACAGGUGCUGGGCGUGUGCAAAGCUAUUUCAUGAUUUUUCAUAGAACUGAAUGGUUAUUUUUAAGUGUGUCUAUAUUAUUCUCAGGCAGACUGCUGGAUAAAAAAGUACAAAGGGCUAAAAAUACGUAAGAGUUUCUGUAUUCUCUGUUUUAAAAGAAACCAACUUCUGCAAUCCCUUUCCAUUUGUAGGAACAGAACACCAUGGCUUUGGCCAUGAUUGCAAGUGGUUUCUCAGUGUCUAUGUUCUAAGACAGAUCGCCAUCAAAAGGGCAUUGGCUGAUCUGUAAGUCAUCAACACGUGAGGAGGUGAUUAUAGUCAGACCCUCUCUCUGUGAUUGCUACUGUUCUGAACUUGCGGGUUUUGUUUGUUUGCUUGUUUGUUUUGAGACAGGGUCUCUUUAUGUAGUCCUGUCAGCCCAGGAGCUCAGUAAGCAGACCAUGCCUGUAUCUCAGGUGCGUUCCCAUGAUCCUGACUGAGUUGUUUGCCCCUCUGGUCGUAAUGCCAGCCUCCUAAGGUGCUCUGAAGAUUAGCUUGGAGCAGAGCCAGCACAUGGUAAAUGCUUAGUGUGUACUGGAAACUUUUUUAUGUUUUCCAUUUAUUUUGGUUUUUUAGAAUGCUGGUUAAAUAAACACAAUAUGUAUUCUCUUUUGAAGUGUAUAGUUCAGUAGUGGUGGUUAUAUUUAAAUUGUUGUGUAGCAGAUCUGUAGGAUUUCCAUGUUACAGCCCUGAAGUGUUUGUUAUUGUUAUUAUUUUAAAUCUCACUUUCUCCCACAGUCAGUUGCACAGUUUCGUGGACUGGGAUGUCGACUCUGCUGAGCAGAAACUGCUUGGUGAUGUAUGGAAGGAGCCAGCGCCAGCCCCCCCCACCCCAAUUUCUUGAAUGAAUGAAUAAGAACAAUGGCAUAGUGAAUGCGGUUUUGAAAACUUAUUUCUCACUUAACAAGUAAAUCUAUUUUUAAACCGUUUUAAGUGGAGUAGUGUAAAUGGAAAACUGUCUGCCUUCAGGAGUUAAGCUCAUUUUUUGUUUUGAUUUGAAAUAGGGCCUUACUAUGUAGACCAGGCUAGCCUCAAACUCACAAUUCUCCUGAUUCAGCCUUUUGAGUGUGGGGUUUACAGGUGUGGUACAAAGUGGUUCAUAAGGCAGCAAUCUCUUUUUUUAAGAUUUAUUUUUAUUUAUGUGUAAGUAUGAAUCUCUCUCUGUGUGUGCGCGCACGCGCACGUGCCUUUUGCAAGGUGCCUGAGGAGGCCAGAAGAGGGUGUCAGAUCUCCUGGAGCUGGAGUUAAAGGUGGUUGUGAGUCACCUGACAUGGGAGCUGGGAACUGAACUUGAGUCCUGCUCAAGAGGCACAAGUGAGUCUUAAACCGCUGAGCAAUUUCUUUACCCAUAUCCCCCACCCCCACCCCCGUGAUGUUAAAAUGCAUUUGUACUGUUUCUCAGUUAUUAUAAAUUCUGCCUUUUCUAAUUCAACUUUCCUUCAACAGGAAAAAGAAUAUCUAUUUAGUGUGGAUGGUAAAAGAAAAGAGGAAAUACUAGCCAAUAUGCCAAGAAUUUGAAAAGCAUUCACUUUAAAUUCAAACCUUAUUCUGUUCAUCUGGUCAGGCCUGGCCACUAGAAUUCUUACUUCCUUAGGGAACACAUGAAUCAUCUUGUUCUUCCAUUUGGAUCAGAGGUUCAGGCCUUCAUCUGUACUUGCCAGAAUUAAUGGAACACUAGUAUUUCCACUGAGAUCCAAUCUGGUCAGGCCUGGCCAAUCUCAGUCCAGUCUGGGUCUGAGUCUACUCUGGGUCUGGUCUGGGUCUGGUUUAGUCUGAGUCUGAUCUGGGUCUGGGGCUGGGUCUGGUUUGGUUUGAGUCUGGUCUGUGCCUGUGUCUAGUAUAGGUCUGGCUGUAGCCUGGGUCUAGACUGGGUCUGGUCUGGGUCUGGUCUGGGUCUGGGUUAGUUUGGGUCUGGAUCUAGUCUGAGUCUGGGUUUGGGUAUGGUCAGACUAGUCUGGUCAUGUGCUGUCUAGUCCUGUCUGGCCCAGUCUAGCCCGGUCCCUUUUGGGGUCUUUUAAAAGAAUAUUUAUUGAACAUUGCCUAGAAAGGGCCAACACUCUAGGCAAAAGAGAAGAAAACUGUCUCUGACUAAAAAACCUUCCAUCUGUAAUUAAUUACCAUCAUGUUCUGUGGAUUUUUUUUAAACGUUAAAUUUUUGAUAGGGAUUAUUUUGCUCAUGGGCAAAGAAAUCACUUAAAUGUUUUUUGGGUUUUUUGGGGGGGGGGUUGGUUUGGUUGUUUGUUUGAUUUCUAUUUAUUUUUAGCUAAACCUUAGGUUUCGUUUUAUGACAAAUAGGAAUGCUGCAAUGAGCUCCUUUUGUUUAAACAUUGCCAUUAGGAAGUAAGCACAGAAUGUGGGCUUUGCAGAGACUCACUUCCUUCUACGGGGAACAGGGCUGGUGGGGCCUUGGAGGGUGUGCAGGAGACAGGAAGCCUGUGGCCUGCCAGCGUCUUAACGGGUCCAUACAACAUGGUGCCUGUCAGGAGUGGGGAGCCAGGCAGCAGCACUCGUCGAUGGAUGCUUGGCAAACCCUUGCUCAGCUGCAUGGCCUGCAGUUAUUCAUCUUCUGAUGGUGAUGGCUUUGCCCUUUCCAUUGUGACUUCUGGAAACUGGCUGUGCCUACUCAUUUCUUCCUGAGCCUGAAGAUGGAGUUUAUCUGUGAAUCAGAGACCAUAAUCUUUUGAAAGGUCUCCCUUGUGUUCUGAGAUUAAAAUAUUCUUGGGCGAGUGUGAUGAUUCAGUGGUAAGGUUAUGGCCUGAGUUUGAUGAUGGAUGGAGAGAAUCAAGUUCCGCAAGUUAUCCUCGAACCUCCGUACUCACGUGCGCGCACACAUACACACCAACCCACACAAAUAUAUGUAGUGAGAAUUUAAAAAUGUUCCCAUAUUUGGAUUCUAACAGCAAGAAGAUGCAUGUUUAUAAAAUAUAUAAAUAUUGUACAGAAAAUAUAAGUUAACUAUUUCUAUGUACAAAUGUAAACUUCCCUAAUGUUUCAAGUCUCCUGUUUGAGUCUGUACCUAAGGAGGAAUAGAAAUCAAAGACAAGCAUGGCCCGGACUCUGAGGUUCUGUUGUCUCACCUGUCCCAGGAGGGAAGCCAGCCUCCUCCUCAGAGCAUCUUGGGCUUGGUGACAUGACCUUCAGCCAGGCUCUCUGUUCGACUCAGCCGGAACCUCCCUGUGACUGACCAGGGGCCAGGGGCUUGGCAGGGUUGCCUGUCUGUCUGUCUGUCUCUCUCUCUCUCUCUUUCUUUUUUCUGAAAUGCCCUUAAGCCUCCCAACCUCACUUUUCAUUUUUCUAAGCCUUGCUCAUUCUUCACUUCCUUUAGACGCCCCUCCCAGGAUCCCCACCCUCAGAGGGUGCCACCCUGCCGUACACGCUUUCUCUUCUCUUUUCUCUUCAAGUUGUUCUCAAAAAUGUCAAGUGUAUUUUCACCUAUGAGUUUGUUUCUCUAAUGGUUUUCUCUUAUAACACUGUAAGCAGUGUCAGGGAGUGUGGCUGGUUUGUCUGUGUUCACAAUAUCGGUUUCUAGCAAGGAGAAGAGACUCAAGGAAAAAAGUUGAUGUGUGAGCUUUUCACACUUUUUAUUAAAUGAAAGGUAUAACCCGUCAUUUAUAAUGCUGUGAAAACUUUCGUUUUGUUUUGAGAUAGGCUCUUGCUACACAGCCGAGGCUGGCCUCAGACUUAGGAUUCUUCUGUCUCUGGGCUACCAUGCAUGACUAAGGGUUUGUAAUUUUUUAUUAGGCGUUUUAGAUGAACUGUAGUAUAGCACAAACACACUUUUUGAAAGUUGAGUGAGCACCAUGGUGUGACUGUCCUCAUGCACAGGAGGGUCCUGGCUUUGCGGAAGUCUCGAAUGUGGGAUAUGCCCCUUGUGGGUUGCUUUUCUCAAUUGGCAAAUGAACAGUCUGGCCAGAUCUAACUCACAUAGGGCUUCUUAGUUCACCUACUACUUGGUUAUCAAACCAGUGCUGGGCAUUGCUGUGGGAUACACAGAAAAAUAAAGUUAGUUCUUGCAUGUAUUCAUUCGUGUAAAAGUGUUUAUUGAAUAAUAGUGCAUACCUACUGAGCCUUAGAGGGUAUCAUAGUUAUGAAUACCUGUGUCGCACUCAUAGCUAUAUGUAUUUGUACGAUGUAUUCUAGCCUAAGGUCUAAGAAAAAUGUGUUCUUAUAUGUAGUGAAGAUAAGAGGGAACCCCAAAGAAAGGUACAGAAUGCUGUACAGGUGUAAGCUGAGUAAUGCUAAGGGCACAGGAAAGCAUCUUGGAUAAAAUAGAGUGAGGAGUUCUCUCAAACAGUGGGGAGAACCUUGACAGUUGGAGCUCUUAGAGAAAUUCUGGGUGUGGGAACCACUUGAGGGAAGGUGUGGGACAAGGAAAAUACUUAGAAAAGAGGCAUCCCCUUCAUGGGAGCACGGAGAAGAGGUGGUAUAUAGGAAGCAUCCCGCUGAACGUCAGGGUGAGGCUAUUGGCCUUUAGGGCAGGACGAUCCUUAAAUCUGGGAAAGGAUACUUUGAGUUACUUUUAAAACGUAAGUGUGUGUGUGUGUGUGUGUGUGUGUGUUAUCAUCUGCAAGUGGGGAUAAUUUGACAUUUUCCCUUUCUCCUUGCAUUCCUUGAAUUUGCCCCGACCCCCACCCCCUUGCCUUAUUCCUUCAGCGAGUGUUUUGGGCAGUGUUCAUAGGGGUGGAGAUAGGGACCAGCUCUGUCUCAUUCCUGGUUUCAAUGGGAUUGCUUUGAGGUGUUCUCCAUUUAGGAUUAUGCUGGCUAUGGGUUUGGCAUAUACAGCCUUUAUUCUAUUGAGGUAUAUUGUCCUAGGUCCUACUGUCACUGGAACUUUUAUCAUGAAGACAUGUUGGGUUUUAUCAAUGACAUUUUCUGUGUCUAUUGAGACAACCAAGUGAUUUUUGUCUUCAAGUCCAUAUAUGUCAUUUAUUACAUUAUUUGACUUAUUAUGUUGAACAAUACUUGUAUCUCCUCAGGAUAAAGCCAACCUGGUCAUGGUAGAUAAUCUUUUUGAUGUGCAUCUAUAUUCUGUUUGCAGGUAUUUUAUUGAGGGUUUUUGGGUCUGUGUUCAUCAGGGAUAUUGGCUUUAGUAUCUUUGUUUCUUUCUUUCUUUCUCUUUUGUUGUGUCUCUACAUGGUUUUGUUACUAGAGUAAUACAGGCUUCACAGAAGUUUGGGAGUGAUCCUUUUGCUGGUUUUUGUUUUGGUUUGUUUUUGCAUAAUUUAAGACAUAUUGGCCAUAGAUCUUUGAGAGUCUGGUAGAAUUCUUCCCUGACUCUUAGCUGGCAGGCCCAGUAAGGUUCAAAACAGUGGUUGGUAUCUGUGGCACAGCUUGGUGAGGUAUAGCCCAGAGCUUGUGCACAUGGAAUGUAUGUGUGCACACACGUGUGUGUGAACAAGAAAGUAUGUAUACAUAUGACUAAAUAUGUACACAGAUAUGUGUGUAUAUAUGAGUGAAUGUGUAUUCGUGAAUAUAUGUCUGCAUAUAAGAAGAUAUGUGUUUGCACAUGGGCAUGUGUAUGUACACAGGCACAUAUGUACAAAUGUAUAUGAAUACACGUGUGCACACACAUGGACAUAUGUGUGCACGUGGAUGUGUGUACAUGUGUAUGUGUACAUGUGUUCAUGUGUGUGCAUGAGUGUGGUGGGGCUAUUCUGUUAGAUAGGCAGUGUACACAAAUGGAAAGACUGUAGAGUGAAGAAAGAUAAUACUUUGUUUUACUGGCAAAAGACUUUUGUGGUCUUAAGCUAGAACAGUUGCAAAAUGUAGCACAAGCAUCCAGGCACUUUCACUGCUGCCGUGGUUGACUGUUGACUUUCUCCCAGUUUGGGGAGGUUUCAUUGACUCAUACCAGAAAAUUGUUUAAAAGUCAAGUGGAAUUGUUGACAUUACAGAGACCAUAAUUAGAUAUCUAAGGACUAACUAUAACUGGCCUGUGGGUUAAGGCACCCACCACAAGCCUGAUUAUCUGUGUUCCAUUCCAGCAUCCACACUGUGGAAGAAAAGAGGCAACUAUUGUAAGUUGUUCUCUGAGCUCCACACAUGUGCUUUGUCAAUCAUGUGAACACCCGUGAGAGAGCACGCGCACGUGCACAUACACACACAGAUAGAAAGAAAGAGAGAGAGAGAGAAUAAAUAAAUGUAAUAAAAAUUUAAAAAGAGAAUUGAGUAGAAUUUAAUAACUAAAAGACAUUUUAAAGACUUUGUUCAUUUAUGGGUAUGUAUGUGUGCCUAAGUGAACUUACAUGUACCAUGUCAGUGUAUGCACCUGCAGUGGAUCCCGUGAGUCCUGAGAUACAGGCAAUUGUGAGCCACCACCACAUUGGUGCUGAGAACUUAAUCUUCUGCAAUGCUGUUCAGGCUCUACUUCCUUGCCAGUAGGUGUAAUCCCCUGAGUUCACAACCUGUGGGUUCAAGGUGGCCAGGCUGGGAACUAAGAGACCACUGGCUGCAGUGAGAACAGAUUCUCAGGAGACAUCUUCAGUGAGACAGCUCAUUUUACUGGGGAGCGGGGAGGAACAAAAGCUACUUAAACCUUUGGGGGGUGAGUAGGGAAUAUGGGGUGAGUGUACAUCAUUGGUUCAGGCCUGAGUGCUGGGGAUGCCUCAUUUGCAUGAAGAGGAAUUCCUGCUGUUGGACACAACCUUAUUAAGGGGAAAGGAGGUUCAACCUGGUUACCUACCAGCUAAGAGAUCUCCUCUGGUGGGGCAAAGGUAGGGCACAGGGCUACUCGAGUGCGCAGGGGAAGCAAGGGAGCAAUCCUAUUCCUGCUCAUACCAGCAUGAGGUUUCUGGGAUCCCACUUUUGCUCCAGGCCUGCUCCCCCACCCGCAUGGCUCCCUGGCCCUACACUGCAAGAACAGUGAGCACGCUUAGCUGCUGACCUGCCUCUCCAGCCCGAACUUUCGGGAAUUUUAUAGAUAAUCCUCAUGCCCAGUUCAACAAGAUCAUAAGACUCUUAAAUGUUUCAGGCAGAUUACAUGUCUACUCAGACUUUGAAAGUCAGAUCACAGAUAACCUACUGGAACUGUUUCCUGGUUAUUUGUUUAGAUCCAAUUGAUACAUUUUUACUGUGCGGUGCUCAUGGUACUUUGAAAUCACCAAGGGCUUGGCACAUAAUAGGCAAACAGGCCAGUCCUGAGCUACAUCCCAGUCCCUCUGUGAAUUAUUAAGGACUAAAAAGAAGAAGUCGUUGGCACAGACCGUAUGGAAGACAGUUUGAGCACUUCUUACCCAGUUCAGCAUGGGUAGACUACAGGGCUAGGGCCAUGAAGCAAUUCAGUAUGAUACUGUAGUGAUAUAAUCACACGUUGUAGCUUUGCAAUAUAUAGACCUAUGUAACACAGCAAACAGACCCCAAUGUUACCUGUAGAAUAUAGUUAAUAAGAGCAUGCUAGCUCAUUAAUGAUAACAAAUAUAUCAUACUCACACAAGGUGUUAUUUAAAUGUGAGAGCCAGAAGACAGGGAACUUUCCAACAAUUUUUUUUAUAUAAGCCUAAAACUAGACUUACAUUAAGGCUAACUACUUGGGGAAAAAAAAACUAAAAGUAAACAGAAGUAAGAUUUUAUGUGUGAUAUAUAUAUAUAUAUAUAUAUAUAUAUAUAUAUAUAUAUAUAUAUAUAUAUAUAUAUAUAUAAUAAAAAAGCAUCCCCCCAAAAAGUAAAAACCCAAGGUAGCUUCCAUCAUGCAACAUCUGAAUGUUUGUUUCCGGUUUAACAUUUUUCUGCCUGACCUACAUUUUAUUUCAUCAUUAGCUAAUAACAAACACCAGGUUUAGCAAUUCCCUGUGGUAGACAUUUUGAGUGGUGAGUUAGAACUGCUUGCUACAUGCCUGGUAGGCUCCCUUCUCCCUGGCCAUAUCCCACCUCUACCACACACUCUUGACCUCCAGGCCUAGACCCUAAUUUGCUUUCACUAGCAGGCAUUGGGACUAGUAGCCACUUUGCUAAGUAUUUUAUUUUUUUGUGUAUCUUGUAUCUCAUGUAUCUUGAGGUUCUCUUUGAUAGAGAGGAAAUGAAAUCCUUUGGGAAGGAGGAGAUUGCUAUGGUACAGUCUGGCUCCAGCCUGCUUGUUAACAGCAAAGCUAGCAUAAAUGUUUGUGGUUGCCUUUCCCAAACUGCCCCCACCUGCCUGAGUGAGGCGAUUGGAAAUGCAGCUAUUUGGAGAAGUUGCUACUGAAGUGAUUGGGUCAUUUUUUUCUGUGUUAAAUGCCACCAACCCAACAGAACAGUAGCUGAAAUGAUACACUGUUGUAAUCUCAUUGUUAUCGUAUACACACUAUCCUAUCGUAUAUACAUUAUAUGGGAAGUGUGUGCUCAUCUAGUUAAGUCUCAAUGUUCCAAACGGAGUUCUAUAUGGAGAAGUGAUAAGAUUCAAAUGUAUUACACUCUUGGCUUUGGAAAUAGUAUAUUAUUUUAGUGGUUAGCCAUCUGGCUUCUCAAGUAUGUUUGGCAGAAGGCAGUCCUGACAUUUGGCUUCCAUCUUUUAGGCUGCAGAUAUCUGUGAUUCAGGAGAGAAGGGCACAGACCUUGCAAGGCAAAGCUAGUGUGGUGGAUGAUCGAUCAUUCCGACUACUUCUCAAAGAGGGCGUCUGCCUGCUGAGGGGCUAACGUAGACCAUGUCUUCGGGAGUCAGUGCUUGCUCACUCUGUAAUGAAACUUUGGGAUAUUUGAAGUUAUGGUUUCUCUUCUUUAGCUUAAGAGCCUUGUAAGCAUCUCCUACAUUAUAGAGAGGCUAAAGAAGGAACAAAUGUCUGUGUGUUCUCUUCUUAAUAUAAUCAAUCAAAUAUCAAGGUAGUUAGAGAAAUAUUAAUUCAGUAUGGAUUUAGUCCUAAGCCAACCAAAGUAUUCUUAACACUUGAAAAGUUAAUUAUCACAUAAAUAUUUUAAAAAUUCGCAUUGAAAUUAGUCCCUAGUGAAAGUGUAAAAUGUAACGCGAAGCUCUCCCGCUUCGGAAUGCUUUCCUAAGUGUAUCCAAGUUCAUGGGAAUGUAAAGAGCUUGGCUCUGGUCCCUUUUGGUCUGUGAUAUUUAUUUGCAAGUUUUUGUAAUAAAGUUAAUUAAAAAUUAAAAAUUCAAAAAACUUCGUGCAACUUGUUUACCUCUUUAAGACGAGGAACAUAGGGCAUUGUGGGUAGAAUUGCUUUACAACCCACUGCAGGUUCUUUUGUGAGGCGAAAUGAAUUCUCCAAACAAUAUCCUUUGAUUGACUUCAACAUAUCUUAUAUUAAACUAUAUUUGGACCUAAGCCAUAAUUAGUACAUAAGGAACUUUUAAAAUUAAUGUACACUUGUGACCUAUAAGAUUAAUUUAAAAAUAUUUAACUCAGUAUAAAAUAUUCAUUCAUACUUAUUUUCAGAUUUCCUGUUGCAUUUUGGAAAUACUUCCUCUGUUUCUUUUUCUUUUUUUCCCUUUUCUGUACUGUUUGUGUCACUGUUUUGCCCACCAGGAAUGAAAUAGAGGUUUGAUCUGCCACAUCCGCUUGUAUCUGAUGGGCUGCACAUCCCCUGAUAUAGACAAUGAACUUGAAGAUGUUUGGGAAAAACUGAUCUGUGCUGAGCAUACACAGACCCUGCUUUCCUUGUCAUUCCCUAGGCAGGAUGGCAUGGCUGUUUACGUGGCUUUUACAUUAUGUUAGCCUUGUGAGGACUCUGCAGCGCAUUUAAAGUUCACAGGUGGAUUUGUGGGUUACAUGCAGAUGUCGGGCCAUUUUAUAUAAGGCGUUUGAGCCUUCUUGGAACUGGACAUUCACGAGUCCCCACAGACACUCAGGGACUGCUUUGAUUGUUUUCCUAGUGCCACUGUUUGACUAAUUCUUAUCCCAUAGUUGACCUUUUAAAAAAAAAAAAAACUCUGUGUGUGUGUGUGUGUGUGUGUGUGUGCGCUUAUCUUCCUUUCUGUAAGAGAUCAUGAAUGCCAGUGCUGAGCCUAGGGAAAAUAUCAAAACAAACACGACCUUUGAUCCUUCCAGAGAUAACCAUCAUCUCUUAGUCAUACAGAUAAAAUUUCUUAGUCAUAUCUAACCAUAGAUACACACGUGCACUUUGCCAGAAAUUGUUAAAAUAUGUGUACACAAACUUGUAUCAUUUUAAGGGGAAAAGGGAGCUCGGUAUUGCUUCAGAGUGGUAGCUCUGCUCCCUGGAUUCUUCACAGGGACCUGUCAGUCAUUCUAGAGCCAGCACCUGGCUCAGGCUCUGCCGUGACAUUUUCAGUUGAUCCUUCCUUGUUUUCUUGGCUAGUUGCCCUUCAAACAGAAAGUUCAUCGCCUCUCCUCAGCUGCUAAUGUGAUUUACUUCGUGUGUCUAGGAAGUCAGGAUGGUUGCUGAUUUUAUUGUUUAGAGAGGACUGGCUUCUUGGUCUGAAGCCAGGGUGUUCCCAGCUGAUAGAAAACGGAACCCAGCAGCCCCCAUUUCAGAGAUUGCCAGGCUUAUGACUCAAAGAUACUUUACAGGCCAGGUUAAGCAAUUGUUAGGCCCCUCCUGGCACACGUCAGAUGCGAUGAUUGUCUAUUGAUUGUAAUCCAAAGAUUAUUUUGGCCCUCAUCUACAAACACAGAUGCCUUUUGAUCAGGAAAAAAAAAUGCAUUGUGAUAACUAACCUGCUGCCUGUACUUGAAAAGUAGUGUCUGAAUUAGUGACUACUGUUCUGAUUCUAUGUUAGAAUGUGUAAUUUCCUUAAUUUUCAGAACGGGAAGUGCAGUAUGUGCUUUCUGAACUCAGACCCACAGCAAGCAGUUGUUUAAUACAAAUGAAAAGGAGAUAGUGGCUGAGCUCUGUACAGUGGCAGUGUUACAGUAUCUUCCCCCAAGAUGAAACAUAGUAUCAUUUCUCACAGGUGAUGGAGAGCCACCUUGUCAUAGAAAAGGGAGACCUAACUAAUAAAGCCUUUGAACAAGCAAGCAGUUGUCCAGAUAGCCUGGAAGAUGUUAGCACCAGUGGCUGAAAGCUGUCAGGAGCCUCUCGACACCAGGUCUUAUUUUCUUAGGUUCCUGACAAGUACCUGACCUCUUCAUGCCUACACCAGCCGCACUUCAGCUUCUACUCAAUAUGAAAUACCUAGGAGUGAGGAAGAGUGAGCCUUGGCAGCCAGCUCAUUAGGGUGGAUUGUUUUCUUUACAGAUAAUUGGCAUCCUAAAAGGAGAACUCGUUUAAAUAAGUAGUUGUAAAGCAUUUUAGUUGGGCAUCAGCAGUUGUGCUAUUUGUGUGUGUGUGUGUGUGUGUGUAAUACUCCAAGAAACUUACUAUUUUAUCAAAAGGCACAACUCUAAAAAUGAAACCUACUGACGAGUUUCUAUGGCAACCACUCCUGAAAUGUAUCUGGCUGGUGUGUGUCUUUUCAUAAUUUUUCUUUGCAUGCUUUAAGGAGUUCCUUGAAUUUUUGUUCCUGUGAUGGGUGGAUAGAUGGAUAAUUGACAGAGGGAGCUACAUUUCCCUGGGAAGAAUUUAAGACUUAUGAAAAUUCCAUAGAUUUAUAAGGAAUAUUAUUUUGUGCUUAGCAUAAAUAAAUUUGACUAAGGAAGAUAUCUAUUGCUUUGAUUUAGUCUAAACAGUAAUGAGGCCCAUUAAGUAUUAAUGCAUGACCAAUUGCUUUUUAAAUUCAGACUCAUUGGCUGUCCCUGCAAGACCUUGUUGGGUGUUCCACUUUAUUCUGUGAUCAUUCCACACACCCCCACACCCCCACGCCCCUAACACACACCUUUUUCAGAGCCUUCAGUCUCUGUCUCAAUGGCGCUCUGCUCUGGACUUAACCUUCUCUAUAGCCUUCUUCCUUGUCAGAGGGUUUGUGGCCAGAACACACGGUAGAUCUUGAUAUUUCCUAACAGGUUCAUUCAGAAAAGUUGGCAAGAAGGGACUGUGGUGUAAUUCGGUGGUUUGGAGGGGUUGUUCUGGGAGACAUUUCUGUUCUCUCAAGCUCUGUCAUGCUACAAGCCCAAUAGAUAUGGCUAGAUGCUCUUGCAAUACAAAACAUGCUCACCGAGAGUAGUGGUGUCACAGCGAGCUCUCAGCACUUAUCUGGUUAAAACCAGAAGGAACCAUUCUGUGAGGUAUCUAAAGUGGCAGGAAAUAGAGGGAGUCUAAGGAAAUAAACUAUCCUGGGCCCAACAGCUGGGGAAUUUUGUGUGGCUUACAGAGAAGUCAGAGAACCAGGAUGUCUCUGAGCCUGUUAGAUACAUUUGGUCCUAGCAGCAUGUAGUAGGAAAUGAAUAUUUAACUUUGAAACACUUUUUUGUACUUUAAACUCCUCCCAGGCCUUAAAAACACUCUCCCUGAUGUUCCUGGGUAAGGGAGAAUAGCUUUGCCUAGGCUCCUGGCCACAUAGUCUCCAGCUUUAACAUUUAGCCCCAGUCCCUUCAAGACACAGACAGCCUUUUCCACUCAGCGAUCAGAACUUGGUGAUUUGCUUAGCCUAGCUGGCCAGGAAUAGGCCCUCUAUGUCCGUGCUACCAGGACUGGGAUUGCAGCAGUUCACUGUCGCUCUGCCUUUAGUGUGUGCAAGCCCUGGGAUAAACUUCAUCCACUGAGCCUUCCCCACAGCCUCAUGCAUCGUCUUGGUGUGACUUGUUUAAUCACAGCAACUUCUAUAAAUCAGCAGCUGUACUAACCAAGACUUUUUCUAUUGAAAAGUGCAGACCACUUAGUGCUUUGUUAUAUUUGAUAUUGGGCCAGGCAGCUGGCUAUAGCCAUGGUUGUCCCCUUUGAUGGACAGGAGCAGCAUUUCACAAAGGAAGCAAGGCAGAGAUGAGCAAACAGAGAUCACAGCAGGCAGUGGAGGUUUAGAAAAGGUGAGAUCAUUGGCCCAGGGUGGCUUAGCUGGUAAGUGGUAAAAGUCAGACUGGCUUCCAAAGCCAUUCGGAGUCUACCAUGAAAGACAUGAGCUUUAUGCAAGCGUGCAUGGUACUUCGGCCACCUCAUUAGCAUUAGGAUAUGGGACUGUUGGCCAAGAUGGCUUCCCUCAUUGCUGCUUGUCCUCAACACCUACAGUGACACCUUCAGUGAGCGAUCAACUGUACCUUGCUAUCUUUCUUCCAAAACUGUUAGACUAUUGUAUGGCCAGCUUCAUUCAUUUGACAUUUUUAUUGCUUUCCACUUCAAAAAGCAACCUUUUUCUUGACUUGGCCUCUGAUUCUGGAGAAAUCUUGACUGAGGUCCUGUGAACAGACAAGAGCUUUUCCAAGCUGUUUUCGUGCAGAGCUCUGCCCUUCCAGGAAGUGUCUCUUCAUCAGUGUUCAUCAGUUGAGGCAGCAGACUCUAGACAUGGCAUGUCUUCGUGCUCACUGUCACCUCUCAGUCUUACUGUAUGGACUCUCAGGGGGCGUGCUGCAUGGAAGACAGCCUAGACUUUGCUCUUGAUCUGUUUAUGAAGACAUUACAGUGUUUUUUCAGCAUUCCUGGAAUCAGUGACUGAAGCUCUGACCCUUGAUGUGUUUAGUCUUUACAUGUGUUCAUCUCUACAUCAAAAACAGAGGAAGCCACAGGAAAUUGCUGCCUGUAUUUCCAGGAAACUGAACUACAUCACCAGCUGCCCAAUCUGCACAGCCCAGAGUACCCUGGUGCAGGCAUCUGUGGCUGAUGAAGGUGGAGAUAAGGAGACGAGGAGUGGGACUCUCCUCAUCCUGUCGCUUCUCACUGUAGGCCCAGGGAACGCACGUAGAAUGCAUGUCUGGGCUUAAGGAAAAUUAAAAAAAAAACAACUUCAACCCUCAGUUUCUGAGAGCAUGAAUACUGGGUGAAGCGAGCUGUGUCCUGUGCCUGGCACACGCCGUUACAGUACUACUGUCUCAUCACCAGGGACUGAAGGGACAUCAUGUGAGCCUGUGGACGGAGUGGGGACUCUAAAGACAAUAAGCUACACUGACCACCACUGUUUUUAAAUAGUUUUUAAACCACUAUGUUUAUGCUGACAGUGGUUACAACAACUGCUGGUGUAGUGAGUGUUGCCUGUGGAAUACCAGGUAUUUGGUAAGGACUGUACAAGCGUUAAUUAAUCACACAAACUCUUCCAAAGCGUUCUCUUUGUCAUUCCAAAUUUCAGAUUUAAUACUUGAAACUGGCCCAUGGUCACAUAGGCAUUGAGAUACGCAAAUUUAAACCUAACUAUAUAUAUUUUCAGGCCAGUCGACCUAGGGGAUUUUUACUAGAGGUGGUGUCUGUAAGUACAUGCAGAUGGAAACCCACCAGCGCUCUCUGGGACAGGCUGGGGAGACACAGAAAGGACUCUGGUGCGGGUCUCACCUCAUAAAUUCAACAGGUGAUCAGAACGAACAUGAGACUUUCACAUUGCUAUGUGAAUUGAAUCGAAUGUUCUUCAUGAGCAUAUAGUUUCCCAUCCUUCGGACCAACGUGAGACAGACUGGAUCAGCAGUCAGCAAAAGCAGUUGAGGCUUAGCUGAAUAGUAGCCUGAAUGAGUCACUGCAAAAUGAUUUCAUUUGGGUCCAGAGAUGCUGCCUGUUAAACAGACAGCAGAAAGGAAGAAAAGUGUCUAAGAAUUAGACACAACAAAAGGACAUUUAAGGACUUGGUAGAAACUAGAUCUGAACUUUCUGGCAGCUUUUCUGAGGAUAGGAAGAAAGGGAAACUGGUCUUUAUUUCCUUUUGUUUUAGAGACAGGGUCUUCCUAUACAGCCUAGGCUGACCUCCAGCCUGCUAGAGGCCCAUUGCUGUCUCAGGCUCACAAACUCCUGUCUUAGCCUCCCAAGUGCUGGGCUUGUAAGUUUGUGCCAUCAUGACUGGCUGAUUUUCAAGUCUUAAAGGAAAAAGGAAAUCUGUUAAAAUUUUGGAAAAACAGCAUGCAAACUGGCAUAGAGAUUUGAGUUGGUUUAAAAUUGUUGGCUUAAAGCCCUUGGGAGUACUUCUUAUAAUACCCUUAAUUUUAGGGUUAAAAAUCUUACGUAGUAUGAAAUACUGUUCCUCUUAUAGACUGACUGGUUGGUUUGUGUAUAUUCCGUCUUAAUCUCUCUGUCGUCCUAGGUUUCUUGUUUAUCUCAUGGACAUUUUCCCAAUAACUUUUCUGGUAAUUGAGAAACAGGAAAAAUAGUUCUGAUGCUUGCAAGAUGGCAUUUUAGGGUUUUUUCCCCCUUAGUAGGUGGGAAUUGCUCAAAGGGGCUCUCCUCAUGGUUCCACUCAGCUCUGCUUCACCUGAGAGGAGGGGUGGCUGCCUGCAGGGGUGGGUUUUAACCCAGGUCUAUGUAAGCGAGCAGCCUCCCCUGGAGAACUGGUACAGCGUGGGGAUCAGGGGGAGUGCCUGGCUAACACAGAACGCUAUGCGUAUUUGGAGGUCAGCCUUAGAAGUAUUGCCCUCUCCUUCAGUGGAAAAGGGGUGAGAUUCCUAGAAGGCACACUUGCUUGUGCCCUCAGAAGGUUUAUAUCAUAGUCAGAUCCGUUCACUUUGGAUCGGAUGGAUAUACUGUGUCUGUUGAAGGCUGGAAGAUCAGCUUAUUUCCUCCUGUUGAGAAAAUAAUAAUGUCUGGCUUUCACUAGAAUUCUCUUCAUCGCCAAGACGCUUUAAAUAUGGACUAAUUAGUUAAAAUGGAGGAAAUCUGGCAAAAUAGCCUCUCUUUGAAAACCAGACUUAGAAUAUACGGUGAUUUGCUGUAUUUUUGGAACAGAAGCAACUAGAAGCCUUUUAUUAUUGGCUGUAAUAGCAAGCGGCAUCUCAUAUUAUGUUUGGCUGCUGACAUAUCAAAUUGCAUUUUAGUUGGUUGUUAUAACAUGAAAUAGUAGAAUAUGAGUAGACUCAAAAUGAGACUCUCAGCCGUGGGACAUGGAAUAGUUGACAUUAAGGGGUUGCCAUGGCAACUUGUCAGGAUGUCGCUUUAUAGUCUUUUGGAUUAGGUUCUGGCCCCGGGUCACUGUUUUGGAAUUGGAUGGGGGUUUGGUAGCAGGAUGCAAACGUCGUAUCUUUACUUGAUAGCAUUUACAUUUGUUGUUUGGUCAUGUUGCCAGGGUCAAGCAGAGAUGACACUGUCAGAACAUUUAAACUACUGCAGAACCAAGACAAGGCCACAUCUGCUAGUAAAAAAAGACUCAGAAUGUCUGAGACUCAGUAGCUGAAAGACAGGAUUUCCUGUCCUUGUCCACUGGAUAAAAAAUACAUAUGUGAGUGUAUAUGUAUCUGUGAGAGGUUAUAGGUAAUGAAAAAUUGAGAAAUUAAACCCUUUUAUAAUUGUCUUAUAGAAAUGGGGCUAAACACCCUUAAGCAACCAGUUUGGCCACAAAGCCAUUGAGGCUCAGCUGAAAAUGUCGUCAGAGGACUUGGGCAGAUCAUGGCUGGACUCAGUUGAGAACAAAGCACCAACACUUACCUCACUCCUCCUCACUUGGUCCUUAUCCAUGAGGACUGCAUCUUGGGAUAGUCCUGUGCCCCUGAGUGUGACCUCACCAGGGACAGGGGCCAUAUGGAAGACAGAGAGCUCUGAUUCUCAGGAACCAUGAUCUUGAACAAAACACAGUUCCCUCUGUGGGUCCCCUGGAGAGUGAAGGCGAUGAGCUGCCUGCCUUUGGUUCUGGUGGAAUUAUUUAUCAUCUUGCAGGCAUAGUCAAGUGUCCCCAUUGGCCCUUUGCCUGUUGGCCUGUGUGUCCACCCUUUGCCUGUUGGCCUGUGUGUCCACCCUUUGCCUGUUGGCCUGUGUGUCCAUCCUUUGCCUGUUGGCCUGUGUGUCCACCCUUUGCCUGUUGGCCUGUGUGUCCACCCUUUGCCUGUUGGCCUGUGUGUCCACCCUUUGCCUGUUGGCCUGUGUGUCCAUCCUUUGCCUGUUGGCCUGUGUGUCCACCCUUUGCCUGUUGGCCUGUGUGUCCACCCUUUGCCUGUUGGCCUGUGUGUCCACCCUUUGCCUGUUGGCCUGUGUGUCCACCCUUUGCCUGUUGGCCUGUGUGUCCACCCUUUGCCUGUUGGCCUGUGUGUCCACCCUUUGCCUGUUGGCCUGUGUAUCCACCCUUUGCCUGUUGGCCUGUGUGUCCAUCCCAACUUGACAGAACUGUCUGUUGUGGUUAGUGGGGCCUCCCGAUCAUUAAAUGAGAGAACAAAAGAAUUCUUCCCACCCCCAUCAUGUUUUGGGUUUUUAAAGUAUGGUUUCUAAACCAAGGAUGCUGUACGCUAAGGUGAGGAUAAAAUCCACACUGAAGAUGGCCAGUAACUGUGCAUCGAUCAGCUGCUGUCCACAUUUUCUGUAUGGAGACAGACAGUACCUUGGAUACACUAUAUCCUCUUUGUCCUCACCUUAAAGUCACAGGCAAACGACGUGCAUAGAACCGAGCAUAUCAGAUAUUCCCCAUAAUCCAAAAAGUUAACCUGUUGAUUAGGCUAAACCUCUUAUUAAAGGAGAUUAUCAAUUAUUUUCAAUUUUUUCUCCAGACAAACAACCUCUCCCUCUCUGCCAACUGUAUGAUGGCACAGUCAACCACUUGGACAUUUUCAGAUAGGUAGUGACUAGCGGCCCUGAAGCAUUCCUAGGAGGCAGGUUCUACUGUGCACAGUUGGCUGUAGACUGUCAGCUAGCGAGAGACUGCUGACCGCUUUCUUACUUAGGAGUGGCAAGCCACAUGCUCUUGUUUGCCAGGCCCCUAUCUACUAUCACACCGAGUUUCCUUACCCCAUGCUAGUCUCCAAGCCGUGAGUUCAUUUAAAGGCCCUUUAAAGGUCUGGCAACAGCAGAGUAUGAAGAUGAGAACAGAUUUAUUUUAUUUCGAGCCAGUAGAGUGAUUUUCCACUUUCAAGUGUUCAAGUGAAGCUUUGCUGAUCAACAUGACUUUUGCAGAUCAACAUCAGCUAACCUCGACAUAAAUCAUCACACUCUUUCCUCUGUGAGCUAAGCCUGAACCAUGGUCGCCUGAGACACGACCCCAGAGCCUAGGUGCACAUUGGAACUACCUAUGGGAUCUUGAAAACCACUUUCACUUCAGACACCUGAAAUUUUAGUGUGGGAUGUGACCAAGACAGCAGGGGCUUUAAGAUCUCCAAGUGAUUCUUCUGAGACACCAUAUUUGAAGCAGCGACUUGAGAAUGUGCCAUGAUUGUUUAUUGUAGUUGUUUGAACCUGAGGAGACACUGGAGUUCCUAUGUGGAUGGAGCUGAGUUUGCCCUCUGAUGGAGUAUUACCACUAUCCCUCCCUUGUGUUUCAGCCAGCAUGAUUUGGGCUUAAUUAGCUCAUUUCACUAUCUACCUCUGAGCUCUACCUCAAAUGAUGUCAAACUGUGGGUCCUCCCCCAAGGACACUCAAUGAAGACAACCUGUGAUAACCUGAGCCCAGACUUUUUAUCCCAGUUUGACUCUCUUAGGAGAAAUAUCUACUCCCUUUCAAUUGUUUUACCCUCGAAACAUUGUUAUUUUUCUUCUAAGGGCAAAGUUAACACCUCUCCUCUAUAACUGGUGGUUCUUUUCCACAAAUAUUUGAUCAUCAUAUUCACCGUUGGAUGGCAACAACUGUCCUGUAGUAGUUAAUAGUAUCUUAAAUGUAACAACAUGGUCAAGAGUUGGAAACAAUGUAAGAAAUAAGUCAUAUUAGCCUCGGGGGUUAGCACAUUCCAGUUAACAUGACCAAUUGGAAAAUUACAGUUGCAUUAUAAAAAAUGUACUAAAGCAGAGGAUAACUUUGGGUCGCUUACAGACACCCUUGCCUAGCUUAGAAAUCCUUACUGCCCUAGGUGGAUUUUAAUUGGAAGCAUUUAAAUGGAAAGGUGUGUUGUACGAUGAGUACAGGGGGAAUUUGUGGUGAAGGCUGGGGUGGAAGGUGGAGUUUUGUAGCCACUUAACUGGGGAUUGAGUUUGGCAAAUAAUAAGGAGUAAAGGUGGCUGUUUAAGUCAGAUUUAACAACGACAAAAAAUACUUUUGGAAGACCCCCCAAAAGGGGAGGGCUUAUGAAGAGUUCGAGUUUUUUCUUUGUGCAAAUAUUGAUGUCCAGUUGUCUAACUGUACUGUUGUCUUAGGUUAUAAACAAGGCUGUAGUGUAGGCCUGCUUCUUGUGAUUUUUCUUGAGGCUAAGUUUUUUUGAAAUUAACUCUGCUUCUAAGUUUUGAAAUUCUCUCAUCCUGCCAUCUGUGGCUCAGUGCUGUAAUACCUAGGAAGAAAACAGGACAGGGGUGGGGGUGGGGUGGGGAGCUUUGCUUUUGAAAGGGGGAGCUAGAGCAGGCAGAGAGCUGCCAUGGUCUUUUCUCUUUGUUGGGGAAUUAGAACUCCCGAGCAAAUGGCUCCACCCCUCAUUUUUGUGAGCUGUUUCCCUCCAUAUUUCCUAAUUUUUCCCAUGACGUUUUUGCCUGUUUCUUCACGAGAUUAUGAGGCCUGAAAGACCUCAUUGUUUGAGAGUGUGAGCUUGUGCGCAUUGCGGGUCUGGCUGCCUUGGGUCUGAAUGUGGGUGGUGCAUCCUGCUGGGCCAGACUCAGUGGAGAGUAAGGGAGACAGGGAGAAACACUGCUCACACUGAGGCCAUGGACUGGAGAGCUAUGCUGCCUUCCCAGUGUCAUUCCUAAACCGCAGUUGGAAGAUCUUCCACUAAGGGAUUAAUGGAAGAUCAGAUGGAUAAAGGCUUAUGCAGAUCCAGCCUUGCCACCAAAUAAAGUGAAUCUUUCAAUCCUGUAAUGCACUCAACACUGUUGAUAGCCUGCCUGGAUUCUGAGUUCUGGAGAGGCAGACCAGUCCCACUCAGCGUACUUUUUGAGGGUAUAAAAUAUUAAUUUUAGUAUGGGAAAAAUGGAAUGAUAGGUGACCCCCAACUAAAGUUAAAUAUAAUUCAUUUUUAAGUGAAGAAAAAGGGGGUUGGUAUUAAUGGGACAUUCUUUAAGGAAGGGAAUGUAUUGAGACAGUGUCUCACAUUUGUAGCUCAGGAUGUCCAGGAACUCAGCCUUCCUGCUUCAGCCAUGGUCUUUUCUCUUAAGUUCUGAGAUUCGCAGUGUGAACCCCGUGCCUGAAUUAAAGAAGGUAAUAGAUGAUCUUAGUGUUACAUCUGAAGGAAGUGCGUCGGUAUUCGAUGAACAGUAAUACCCUUAAUAUUAGCGAUGACAUUGGGGCCACCUGCUAUCAGGGCUGAGUCAGCUGUGCACCUGUCUGGCAACCCCACAUUCGCUGAGUCUACUGGUGGCUGGGAUGGCUGAGGUAGAAGUGUCAUCUACUCCUCAGAAAGCAGCAAACGUCAUCUCGAGUCAGAGCUGACUUCAAGCAUGUAGAAGCACACCACUGCCCAGAGUAAAACUGGAAAGAGAAUGGAAGAGGUUUCUCUGAGGAAAAUACAGUAGUGCUUCCGCUCAGCGCAAUGCCAGCAUUUUACAAAACCGAGGCAAACCUUGUGGCCUUCUGCCUGAAACCUGCCAGUUGCUUGCUCCUCACUGGAACCUUAAGGCAACCAGUGAGCCCAGAGCCCCUUGGCUUCUCUUGCCUUAUUCCCACCCUUCUCUCGGCUCUCUUCUCCAGACACUGGGUCUCCUCACAGUUUCUGUGGAACACACAGACAAGCUACUCUUUUUGGACAUAAAAGGGUCUGAGACUGAGCCUUCCUUUCUUCCCCAAGCAGGCCUUAAACUCACAGUCAUGCUCUCUUGGGUUCUGGGUACCUGUGUUGCAGAUAUGUGUAACCACACCCAGACCAGCAUGGGCUUUCAAGUCCUUCCCCUGAAGCCAGUGGUACUCAAGCUUCAGGUCCCUUAGAUUUACCUCGAAGGCCUCAAACUGUUGUUUCUGACCAGGGGACAGGUUUCCAGGUCCUUGGGACAACAUGCUCUACAUGAUAGUGUGUUCUUGGUUUACCCACCUUGUGUCUCCUCAAUGAGGCCCACCCUGGUUAGUCUCUGUGAAACUACAGCCAUGUAUGAAACUCCACACUUCCGAGUUCUUCUGACUCCAGUAUGCUUUUUGUUGCUCUUGUUGCCUAAUAACAAAACAAUAGUUAUUGCGAACCUUAUCUGUGUCCAAUAUCUGUCCUCAGACGUCUGUCCUUCGUCUGUCUGUAAAGGUAGGAAUUUUGUAUUUUCCUUCGAUGAUGUGUCCCAGAUUUCUCAGAGUGUGCCUGGCAUUUGAAGAGUGAAUGAAUUGUUAAGGAAUUAACCAAUGAGAAACACUGAGACGUGAAUACUGUAUCUCAGAUGUCGGCCCCAGCUCCUUCAGUCUGUCGUUAGAUGUUCUCCAGAUGCUGUCGGGAGCUUCAUUUCUCAGAUUCUCUGCUUCCAUGGCAAUGAGAAAUGGUUAUUCCUCUUGGCUGAUGUUUGGGCCUAACCUGAUGAUCCUCAUGUAGGGCUACACCAGUGAUUCUUUUUAAAUUUAUAUUUUAACUUCAGAGUGCUUACUAAGCCAAUGGCCUUCAACCUCUGGUCUGUUUUAGUUCCCUGGAUUUGAAGGCUCUGUAAAUAUUUAAUUUGUAUUUCACCUUAGUACCUUAAAACAUCUUUCUGAUUAUAAUUUUAAAACCACUCACUUAAUACAUUACCAAAUUUGAAUGCACUGAAAUGUUGAAUUAGAUUAUCAAGGUAACUUGAAAAUCGUGCUUCCCCCCCCCAUUUCCCCCCUAAUUUUUCCCCUUAAUUUUCUCUUCUAUAGCUGAAUUUCUCACAAAUUGUUCUAGAUUAUGGAGGGAAGAGCUUUUAUCAUCUUACUGUCCAUCAAGGCAGGAACCUGAGGAGAAUUCCCAGAGGAACACUACUUACAGGCUGACUGGACACAUCUACUCAGCUAGCUUUCUUCUGUAACUCAGAACUCCCUGCCCUCCCUGGGGUGGGGAUGGGGGUGGGGCAGCAUGCUCAUGGUGGCCGAUUCCCUUCUCCAUCAAUGGGCAACCAACAAAAUGCCCCACAGAUACACUUACUGGCCGUUCCAAAGGAGACAGUUCCUCACUGGAGAGUCCCUCUUCCCAGGCGUGUCAUGUUGACAACUGGAAUUAGCAAGCCCAGAAGUUACCACUGCUCAGGAACUUGCAUAGCCGUGUUGUAUAGAUUCUAGCCUGAUUCUACUCAUAAAUUGAGCCAUCAGAUUGCUUCUGUCACACUUAUUCAGCAAGUGGAUCACCUGCCCAGGCUUUGGAGCCCUGUGGGCUGCAGUCAUCUGUGCAGGUUGGCAACCCAGAGACCGAACUCACUGUAUGUCUCAAAUGUUCCUUGUUUUAAGGAGUUUGAACAGUUGUUGGACUACACACUCAAUUAAUUACACAAGUUAUUAAACUUUGCAAUUAAAUCUGACUUAAUUUUUUAAGCAUUUGGAGGAAUUUGAGGCAGAAUAGCAAAUCAUCAAAUGAAAGACUGCAAAGCCUGGCAAAACCUGGCUAGCUUGCUUGUCACGUCUGCUCCUCUCCGGAAUACGGGGCAGGCACUGCCCAUAGUGUUUGACCUAGCAAAGCAUUCAGUUUUCUUCCUGUCAAGUUGGAUUCUGAGCCAGCAAUAAGAGAGCAGAGAGCCGGGCCUUGUCUGAAAAUUUCUCCACAUUUUUAUCAUACGGUUCAGAUAGUGAGUGAUCAAUCUCUGUGGUUGCCUGUAUUGGGAUUUUCUUAAUUCAGCACAGCUGAAUACAAACAGGAACUCAAAUCCUGAAUCAUGUCAAGUCAGUUGGUGUGGACUCUGCUGCCUGAAAGACCCACUCCGAACCAAAGCAGAAGUCUGUUGAAUACUUUAUAGAAAAAAAUUCUAAGUUACAUUUAGCAUCUUGUAGGCCUCUAAGACAUUCCUCUCCUUUGCUAUUCAGUCCCCGACAUCAUAUUCGAGCCCCUCAGAAGUAAUGCUUGUGGCCAUGUGUUGUGUGUGCGCUGGUAGGUAGGUACAGGACGAUCGUGAGUCCGAGGCCUGCAAGAGCUUCCUAGUGAUGUUAAGGUCAGCAUGGACCCCACACACUAGAGAUCCUGUCUUGGAAACAACAGAAGGUUCAGCUGUCCCAAAGCUUUGCCGCCCCUAGUGCGUAGCACUGCCUCACCCAUGAGCAAUACUUAGCAAGGGUUUAGUCAAUAGCUUUUACUCAACUGCAGAGACAUAUCUAGAUUUUACCUUAAACAUGCAUUCAGUGACAUUUCACUGAAAACAUGCGUUAUAACAUUAAAACACGUAUACACAGAUACGCAGACACACAGAGAGACAACCUACCACUACCACCACCAACAACAACAAAUAACCACAUCCCUAUUGGACAUUUCCCUUUCUUUCAUCUCUCUAAGUGACAAGUCUUUUUUCCCCCUGAUUUAUUUCUAGAAAUAUCCUUUGGUUGACUCUUUCAGGCCACCCUAUUUUUCCUGUCCUGGCCCUAAGCUAUAACCUUUUCCUCAUUCUUGGCAUUGACUGUGCAAGCAGCUUAAAUCCAUUUCCCAGACUCAGCCUCCCUCUCCUACACUUGGAUCUUGUGCUAUUGCUUAUGAGAAAACAUCUGUACAUCCUUUGACCUAUACUGUGUAUAAAAUCUGUAUCUCUGCUGCCCAGCAGUCACCACUAUCCACAGGUAGCCAAAGUCCUGGAAUUAAGACUAGUGCACAUUGGUAGAUGCUAUAUGUGAACAGUCCAUAUUAUUUCAAGAGCCAGUGUAAAAUGUAAAAUAUCUCAUUAAUAAUUUGUAUAUUAAGACAGAGCAUAUUAAAAUAAUAUAUGCAUACUGUUGUACUAUAAUAUAUAUUACUUAUAAUAUAUAUUUUAUAUAUAUUUGGGCUAAUCAUCUGGGUUAUUUCCUAAAGCUUUCUAAAUUACAAGUUCUCUUUGGCAUCAUUCUCUAAAACCUGCAAAAACAGAAUCUUAAUGGCUCUGUUAGCUAAUGCAGCGUAUAUUGUGAUUACGAAAGUAUGGAUCCACAAAGGCAGUGGGCUUAAGAAGUUUGCAUAGUUAGUGGCCUUCCUGGCACCCUUGUUAGACUGAAUAAACAGAACUCCCUGACAGAUCCUCUCCAGUCUACCAUGUGGGACAAUCUGACAUUCUGGUGAGUCACUUUCUAAUGAUAGUCUUUCUUUCGUUUUUUCGUAUGUAAGAAACCAGCGUUUUAAAUAAGAUGUGGCAAAUAUUAAUCCCUAAUUAAUGAUCUCUUAAUGCAGCAAAAUGAAUUGCAAUUUCUACAGAAACAAGGAGACAAUUUUUAUGUAUAUCAGAUACCCCAAUAUGCAGUUAAAAGAGUAUAGAGUGCUUCAAAUCCUGUGAAGGCGAAGCUCUAGGAAAAUCCUAUCAGUUCCAACAGCAUGUACCAUUUCUGCAUGCUGUUAAAGUGCAGGCCUGGGGAAGCAGCUAUGUUGGCAGAGUACUUAUCUAGCAUGAACAAAGCCCUAGGUUUGAUCCGCAGCACCACAUCACCCAGCAUAACACACAUAACACAUUUGUAAUCCCGGCAUCAGGGGUUCAGGCAAGAGGAGGGAGAUUAUUUUUGCUGUGUGCUUUCACCCCUGGAAAAUGCAGAAGGAAGAAGGCAUUCUUCGGUCAGUCAUCAGUUGCCUGAAAAUGGCUGCGAGCUCCUGUUCCAGAGUGCCUGCCUCAUCUGUCUCCCUGUUUCGUGUCUUGAAGUGGAAAGAACCAUCAGAAAAUUAAACAAUAGCAGUCGAAUACCUAGGAGCAGGAGGGAUUGAUUCCUGAAGUGAGUCAGGGGUGUGUCAUCCUGUGUGACACUGACACCAAGCUAAUUGAAUGUUGAGACAAACAUGCGUUUGCCUGUGUGUGUGUGUGUGUGUGUGCGAGCGAGUGCGCACUCACACAUGUGUGAGUUAAAGCCUUCCUGUCAGUAUGUGAAGUGACUGUGAAGGGCACCACAGCAAACUCUGGUUCUAUCAAGAAUGUACCUAUUUUUAACAUGCUGGAUCAAGUGUCUGCAGUCAUAGGGGAUGAGGAAGGAGUAGAGAAUGUGUGUGUGUGGGGGGGGGGAGACUGACUUGAGGAGAUUCUGUAAAGGACCCUCUGGCGUGUUUACAGUUCAGCUGUGCAUUCUUAAUGGCUCCACUGCUGCCAGGUCAGGUAACAUUUUCUUUGCAUGUGAUGAAUGGCAGAGAAUUCUCUUGCAAGGGAACCAAGGAGCUGGGAGGGGGGAAAGGGGAGGACAGGGAUAAGAAACACACAGCUCCAGAGGGGUACAGCCCUUGCUUUGCAGUUGCCUGUGUGGAUAGAAACCAGAUGGCAUGCUGGAACACCCGCUUGGCUAUCUGAGGAGCCAAACAUAUGGCUAAUGGUGGGGAGAGCGAGCCUCAGAGCCAGAGCUUUGCUGAUGUUUCAUAUUACAGAUUGUUACAGUGUGUCAUUACAUGGCAAACCUAAGUGCUUAAUACCCACUGCAGGCGCUGGCCAUACACUUACAAGAAGGACUGUUAACUCUUUGCUGGCUCUGAAUGGAGGAGUGACAUCAUCGGGAGACUGAAAAUGUCUGGUGUGGAGGAGAAUUUUGUAGUGGAAACAAUAUUGUUUUAAAACGUGAGAAGCCAUCACUCCACUGAAUUCAGCUGUGCUCUGAGAACCUUUUUGUACGAGACUUUAUUUCCCCUUCUCUUCCUAUUUCUCUUUCUUUCUAACACACACACACACACACACACACACACACACACACACACACACACACACACUGAGGUUGGGGGGGGUGCUAAAAUCAAAAUCCAGGCUGCGACACCACUCUGGUGGGUCAGACAGCAUGAUCACCUGGAAGCCACAUAGCUGCACUCAGAGGUCGCACAUUUGAAGUUUCUGUUUGGGAAGCUCUGGGCAACAGCAGGUCUGUGUUAUCUGAGGAGCUGCUGAGCCCAUUCAUCUGCUUUUCACAGCCCGCUUCCUUUUAUUUUUAGCCAGAUCCGUCAGGCCUGACAGGCGGGUAAUUCGAGCCAGAGGAAGGGCAGCGCUCCAAGUCCUUUCCACAAAGCAAUUCUUCUCCUCCCUCCUGGGAGGGCUCCAGACUUGGCCUGCUUCGGGCAGAUGGAUUUGUUGAGUCAUGUGAGAGAGAGCAUUUACACAAAAACACAGUGAGGCAGUGGAAAUGAGACAGAAAGAAGGAAGGAGAGAAAAAAAGAAAGAAAGAAAGAAAGAGAGAGAGAGAGAGAGAGAGAGAGAGAGAAAGAAAGAAAGAAAGAAAGAAAGAUAGAUAGAUAGAUAGAUAGAUAGAUAGAUAGAUAGAUAGAUAGAUAGAUAGAUAGAUAGAGUAGAGCAGCCAAAGCAGAAAGGAGGGUGAGUGAGCCAGGGAAGCUUGUGGCCUGCAGCGUGCAGCCUAGUGCAGGAAUUCUGCAGCAGUCAGUGCCCGAGGAAUGCCAUAGAGGCUCUUGUAUAUAAGCUGUCUGCUUCGAGAAGUGAGGGUUCUGAAACAAGAAGGACCUUCAGGAGCUGCUCCACACUGUGACAUGUCUGAUCCCUUGUGCCCGUCCCUGCAGCAUGAACAAGGUGGACACUCACUGAUCUAUCACAAGAUUGCCUCACUGAGUUUGGGGGUCCAUGUCUGAAUGGAUUGCUGUAGCCUUCUCAUCUCUUCCUCUGCCCAGUUCCCAGCAUCCUAAGACUCGAAGCCAGGACAGGACCUGGGGAAAUUAUAUGGUUUGAACGGCAUGUCUGUGGAUGAGAAGCCUGGCUCCCCCAUGUAUGUAUAUGAGUCCACAGUCCACUGUGCCAACAUCCUCCUGGGCCUCAAUGACCAACGGAAGAAGGACAUUCUCUGUGACGUGACGCUGAUCGUGGAGAGGAAGGAGUUCCGAGCCCACCGGGCUGUGCUGGCCGCAUGCAGUGAAUACUUCUGGCAAGCACUGGUUGGACAGACGAAAGAUGACUUGGUGGUCAGCUUGCCUGAGGAGGUCACGGCCAGGGGCUUUGGGCCACUGCUACAGUUUGCCUACACUGCCAAGCUGUUACUCAGCAGAGAGAACAUCCGGGAGGUCAUCCGCUGUGCUGAGUUCCUGCGCAUGCACAAUCUGGAGGACUCCUGCUUCAGCUUCCUGCAGACCCAGCUCCUGAACAGGGAGGAUGGCCUGUUUGUUUGCAGAAAGGACAGUGCGUGCCAGCGCCCCCAAGAGGACCAUGGGAAUUCUGCAGGAGAAGAGGAGGAAGAAGAGGAAACAAUGGACUCAGAGACAGCUAGGAUGGCUUGCGCCACAGACCAGAUGCUCCCAGACCCCAUCAGCUUUGAGGCCACUGCCAUCCCAGUAGCAGAGAAAGAAGAAGCCCUGCUCCCUGAGUCUGAGGUACCCACAGACACCAAGGAAAACUCAGAAAAGGGUGCAUUGACCCAGUACCCUAGAUAUAAGAAGUACCAGCUCGCGUGUACCAAGAAUGUCUACAGUGCACCCUCACACGGUACCUCAGGGUUUGCGAGCACAUUCAGUGAAGACAGUCCUGGCAAUAGCCUCAAGCCGGGGCUCCCCAUGGGACAGAUUAAAAGUGAGCCACCCAGUGAGGAGACCGAGGAGGAGAGCAUCACCCUCUGCCUGUCCGGAGAUGAGACCGACAUCAAAGACAGACCAGGAGAUGUCGAGAUGGACCGAAAACAACCCAGCCCUGCCCCUACCCCCAGUACCCCUACUGGAGCCGCCUGCCUGGACAGGUCCAGGAGUGUGUCCUCGCCUUCCUGCCUGCGGUCUCUGUUCGGUAUAACGAAAGGUGUGGAGUCCACUGGCCUGCCCAGUACAUCUCAGCAACCCUUAGUCAGGAGCUCAGCGUGCCCUUUCAACAAGGGGAUCUCUCAGGGUGACCUUAAAACUGAUUACACCCCUUUGGCAGGGAAUUACGGACAGCCCCACGUGGGCCAGAAGGAUGUGUCCAACUUCGCAAUGGGGUCGCCACUCAGGGGGCCCGGGCCGGAGACUCUCUGUAAGCAGGAGGGAGAGCUGGACCGCCGGAGCGUCAUCUUCUCCGCAAGCGCGUGUGACCAACCGAACACUCCAGUGCAUUCAUACUCUGCGGUGAGCAAUUUGGACAAAGACCUUUCGGAGCCGGUGCCAAAAAGUCUAUGGGUGGGAGCUGGCCAGUCCCUCCCCAGCUCCCAGGCUUACUCCCACAGCGGACUGAUGGCUGACCACUUGCCAGGAAGGAUACGGCCCAACACCAGCUGCCCGGUGCCAAUCAAAGUCUGUCCUCGCUCACCUCCGCUCGAGACCAGGACUAGGACCUCCAGCUCCUGCUCCUCGUAUUCCUACGCAGAGGACGGGAGUGGGGGCUCCCCCUGCAGCCUCCCUCUCUGUGAGUUCUCCUCUUCGCCCUGUUCCCAGGGAGCCAGAUUCCUUGCCACGGAACAUCAGGAACCAGGCCUGAUGGGAGAUGGAAUGUACAACCAAGUCCGACCCCAGAUUAAAUGUGAGCAGUCUUACGGAACCAAUUCCAGUGACGAGUCUGGAUCAUUCUCGGAAGCAGACAGUGAGUCGUGUCCUGUGCAGGACAGGGGCCAGGAGGUUAAACUUCCUUUUCCUGUCGAUCAGAUCACAGACCUUCCCAGGAACGACUUCCAGAUGAUGAUCAAAAUGCACAAGCUAACCUCAGAACAGUUGGAGUUCAUCCACGACAUCCGGAGGCGGAGUAAGAACCGCAUUGCAGCCCAGCGCUGUCGAAAGAGGAAGCUGGACUGUAUUCAGAACUUGGAAUGUGAAAUACGGAAACUGGUGUGCGAGAAGGAAAAACUGUUGUCGGAGAGGAAUCACCUGAAGGCGUGCAUGGGAGAGCUCCUGGACAACUUUUCCUGCCUCUCCCAGGAGGUCUGUCGAGACAUCCAGAGUCCAGAGCAGAUCCAGGCCCUGCACCGCUACUGCCCUGUCCUCAUACCCAUGGAUCUCCCUGGAGCCAGUGUUAACCCUCCUCCUGUGGGUGUUGAGCAGAGCCUUGCACCCUCCCCGUGUGCAGUAGGAGGAAGUGUACCCUGCUGCCUGGAGCCAGGGGCGGCUCCCCCCGGGCUCCCCUGGGUGCCCAGCAACACCUCUGAGAAUUGUACCUCUGGGAGGAGGUUGGAAGGCAGUGACCCUGGAACAUUCUCAGAACGAGGACCUCCCCUAGAAGCCAGGAGCCAGUCUGUGACGGUGGACUUCUGCCAGGAAAUGACUGAGAAGUGUACAACGGACGAACAGCCCAGGAAAGAUUAUGCCUAGCCGGUGUGAUCAGCUCUGCCCUACCCACCACCCUACCCCCGGGUCUUCACACCUCUCUCAUCUGGGUGUUCUUCUGCCAGCCAGUGGCGCUGUUCAUCUGUGUCUUGAAGAACCAAGAGCGAAUUUGGUGCACACUACAGCAGUCUUAGCAGCAAUACUGUUUCGAAGUAUUCCCUCCUCUCUCUAAGCAGGAGUGCUAGUUACCUUCAUAAUGGUGCUACCCCUUGCCCUGGCAAGGAAGACAACAGUGUCGACACUGUCUGUCUGUGGGUUCAUUGCAAACUUCACAGGGAUAGACUACACCUCUAGGACCCAACCACGGAUUUUUUUUCUCAGUGGCCCAUGUCACAAACCCUAUCUCAGGAAUUUCUUCUGAAUGUUCAAUUUUUUUCAUUGAAGACAGCUUCUAUACACAUCAAAGUUUUAUAGCUAUACUGUGUACAUAGUAUAUAUAAUAUAUAUGAAAUAUAUAUCCAUAUGCAAAAAGUCCUGCAUGCCUCAAUUUUCUCAUCCCUGAAACUGGAAGCUUCACUUAUCAUUUACAAACAGGUUCCAACAUUCCUCUUUUUGUGUCUGGUGCCAGAACUGGUUUGGAAGCUGUUAACAUGGCUGUUUUGCUUGCUGCACAAUUCGGUUUCCAUCUGUGCUUAUUUACAGACAAAAUUCAAUGUUGGGAGAUGCUUCUCAAGGUUCAAUCUCAGACCUUUUACUUUCGUUGGUUUGGUUUUGGUGCCGCCGAACGGUGUCAGGUGAGCACCGUGAGUCCGCUCUUCUCCCCUUGUGUUUUCCCCUCGUCUCUGCGGAUACUGUACAGCAAUGGUCAACUUUGCCACUUGCACUGAGUUUUGAGUCAAACCUAUUUUCUUAAAUGAAGUUGUAACUUCGGUAUAACUCAAGUAUAUUGUAUAUUCUUUGCUUUUAGUUAAAAAAAAAAAAGUAAAACAUUUUAGCUAAUUAAAAAGCACUCAGGUGAUAAUUAUGUAGGAAAAAAAAAAAAAACAAUCUUGCCAAAUAAUGAACCCAUCCUAGGAUGUGUAGACAAUAAUCUGCUUGAAUAUUUUUGUAGCUCACUUCCUCCCCACGUUUCCCCAAGUAAAGCUGAAGUGCAGAUGAUUCAGAGCUGACACUGGAUGCUCAAGUCCUCCACAGGGACAGAGCGGAUGGCUCGAAGGACUGCAGAGCAAAAGAGCGGGAGCCUGCGGUGGUGUGUUAGAACGCCACAGGCACUGGUGAGGAGACAGCAGGGGAGGAAUUCUCUUCAUUUAAGCAUUUCUUUCUGGCCUCUGCUUAGACAGCGCUCAGAAAUGCCAUGUGGUAGGGCCUGCUUCUUUGAAGGUCACAGCUAACCAACCCCCAGCUUUCCUGCCCAGGCCUGGCCUCAGCUUUCAGUGGCAGCCCCCUAGAUUAAUUGAGCUCACCAAGAGUAGGAAAGAGAAUGGCAGAAUGGAGCCUGGGAUCCACAAGGACUUAGGCUAAUGCAUUUCUUUCUUCCUUUUACCCUUCCAAUGCCCUCUGUACUCUUGAGGUUUUGUUCUGCACCCCCCCUCCCCCAAGUCUCUUGUCUGAAAGCUGCUUCAUCGAGGCAUAGGACAGAUACCGUAGGAGCCCUCUGCCCUCUGCCCAAGCCCUCCACCCCUCACCCCCACCUUUCUCCCACCCCAGGUAAUAAUCUGCUUCCCUUCCUAAAAACUGCUUGGUUUGCAGAUCUGUCGAGCAGCUUCCUUGGCCCCAGGGUAUCCUGGUGCAAGCCAUGUUUACAGGAAGGCAUGCCCCAGGGGUCAGCUCCCUCCUCCCAAAUGGUCUCUAUCUAUCUGCUUCUGUUCAGCAGCCUGGAGACCACUCCAGCUGUGCAAGGUUAUCCAGAAAAGUCUGAUGUUGGGAUAGGGUAGAGGGUAAUGGGGACUAGAUGGAUGGUUGACUUUGUUUCUUCCUCUGUGCCAUUGUUUGGACAAUAUUAAAGCUGCAUGUAAAGGGGAAAGUAAUGUAUGACUAGUAGGCAAAAGUGAAACCCUAGUGACACGUUCUAGUAGUACUAACUUCUUUCUGUACCUGUAGUAGUACUAAAGGUUUAAGUAUGUAUGAAUGCCAGAAGUUGUUGAUUCAUGCAGUAGAAUUUAAGGGGAAAUUUACUUCUUUUAAAAUAGGUCCAUUUUUUAAAACCUGCCUCUGGGUUUUGAGAGAGAGAGAGAGAGAGAGAGAGAGUGUGUGUGUGUGUGUGUGUGUGUGUGUGUGCAGAUUUUGAUACAGCUAUGUUGGAGCUGCCAUCGUUGUUACAACGUUGGUACUUCCUGGUCUACUCUAACAGUUCCCUUCACCAGAGGCAUGUCUCCAUGAAAAGCAGGUAAAGCUAACGUUUAGCUCCUUGCGAAUCAUGGGGUACUCACAGUUGCCUGUUAUGGUACAGGAGUCAGCAGACAGUAUUUUUUUUUUUAACUCUCUUAUUGCCUUUUUAAGUGACCUCUUCUAAAGAAACAGAAGGCUUGUAUUCUGCUCAGGCCAUCAUCAGUGCGGAGAAGCCUCUCUGCUUGUUUUAUGUUUUCCCAGCCCGUGUGCAGCUGGAGGUCUUGCCACAUUCCACAGUUUACCCACUACGUUUCUGUUGCCAGUAGCUCAGACCCAUGGCAGCCACUUCCAGGGUGGGGGCCAGGGCGUCAGGUCUCCUCGUUUCUCUCUGCCCUAACUCAGCCCUCAUCUUCCUCGUUUUCUUUUCCUCUUCCACCCCAUCUGUGCCAUGGAAACUAGCAUUUUCAAAGGACUCUAAAAACUCCUAUUUCUUUGUUGUUGUUUUUUUUUUUUUUUUAGUUUGGUUGGUUUUUGGGGUGUUUUGUUUUGGUUUUGUCUUUGUUUUUUGAGACAGGGUUUCUCUGUAUAGCCCUGGCUGUCCUGGAACUCACUCUGUAGACUAGGCUGGCCUCGAACUCAGAAAUCCGCCUGCCUCUGUCUCCCAAGUGCUGGGAUUAAAGGCGUGCACCACCACCGCCCGGCUUCUUUGGUAUUUUUAACAAGUAAUUUUAUUCAGUAUCCACCAGGAACAGCAACUGGCUUUGUGUAGUUGCUCACGGGGCAUGUCCGUGUCUUUUACUGUUCCAAACCAUUGCUUAUCAAAAUUGUUUCUGAGUUGAUUCAAAAGGAGACCUCACUGGGGACCAGAAUCUAAGUUCUUUAAGUGGAAUUCAGACGUCCCCAGUCUGUCCUUCCCUGGAAUCCCUCAGUCAACCACAUUCCCUCUGUAGAAAAGAAAGGGGAAGAGAAGAGAGGAGAGUGUGUUUUAAAGGAACAUUUAGUUGUGUGUUUGAAGGUCUUUUCUUUCAACAAUACAGGACACUCCUAUCCAAACCCAGGCCUCCCCCUCGGAGCAGCCUCUGUCCUCCUGUGUCUCUGAACAGCCUCCUUCAGGUUGCCCAGGCUGUGGGCAGGUGUGUGCUUUGCCGAGUUGUGUUUGUGUCUCUGCGUUAUCUGGGGGGUGCCUUGAAUAAAGUACAACUUCAUGACUUACUGAUUCUGGAACUAAGCAGUUUCAAAAAAAAAAAAAAAAGCUUUUUCUAAAGUUAGCAAAGUUACUAGACCAUCCUGCAACUUCUCUUCCAGGUUCCCCAACAGUGACUCAGGCAUCAGGGCUGAUGCUGCAGUAGAGAGCGUUAUUUUUCUGUCCUCCGAGUAAUUUAUUUACUGUCUUUCUCAAGGCAUGCUGCUUUCUAACAUGCACUAUAAUUUUGGAUGUAAUCCUUGCAUUGCUUUCCCAAGGAAGUUUGAAAAAGGGCGAGUAACUAACGUGCUAACUGCCUCUUUUCCUCAGAGGAGCCCCAGAGCAACCCCAGGACCUGAAUGGAGGACUGGCUAAAGCCUACACUUUUCUCUUGUUUUAAUACUUUAUGGUUGCCACUGAAGAAGAAAAAGACAAAGCAGACAACGGUUUGAAAGUAUAAACCUUUUCAGAAACCACCCAGUCUUGCCCCGGGAGGCUGCUCUGCAUCCCGUGGAACCAGUAGUCCUCCGAAAUGAGUUGGUCUGUAAAACAGCUCCUUAGAGCCUGUAUUGGAUUGCAUAUUCCUACACACAGCGGCCCUGUUUAAACUAGGAGCUGUUGUUGAUGGCUUCAAACUGCUGCACUAGCGCUUACAGUGGAGGGGGAAUCUCAGCUCUAGAAGAGAGCAAGGAUCAAGGUUUAUCCUCAGAUAUUCCUCUCCCUCUACCCUCCUCCCAUCCCCUCCCUCCCUCCCCCACCACCUCUCUCUCACACACACACAUCAGACUAAAGAAAAGGAUUAUUUUAAAAGAAUAAAGCCCUUUGUUGUAUCCUUAGUAUUUACUUGAGGAUUUUGUUGCAGAUUCCAUUUCUGGCAAGUCAGUCCACAAUGCCUCGUGGGGUUGGUAAUUCUUAAAGGAAGUCUGUGCAUGGAGAUAUUUUGUGUUCAAAAUGUAUAAUACUGCCCGAGCCAUCUCACGACCCAAGUGUCAAAGACUGAUGCUGUAGCAUAGGAUAUAUUUGUGCAUAAGUAGUGUGUGCAAAUAGUACUUGUACAUUGAAGAGACUCGUCAUAGCAGAUCAAAGGUAAAUUAUUCAAAUGAUGGUGCAAAAACAUUACUUGCAAAGUAAUUGUAUAGUAUUUUCCUACACUCCACCCUGGGAGAUCAUAUUUAUAACAAGUGAAUUAUUAGUGCAUUUUAAUUGUAAUAGGAAAUGAUGCUGCCAUUUCGUGGAGAAUAUCCCACUUGGUCGCAGAGGCCCAACUUUUAUAGCUUUGGUUUAAUGUUGUGGCAUGGUGUAUGCGUUUCUCUCUCAAGCAAUGGAUAAACUCUUGGCUGUCAUUUUCAUUCCAGUUUAUUGACCUCAGAUAAAACAAUGGCUAUUCAUGGAAGUGUAUUCAAGACCACUCAUUUCAGGUAGACUCACAUUCAGUGCCAAACGCUCCCAUGGAAAUGAUCAGACACCUAUAUCAGAAAAGAGUGAAGGGACUUGAACAAAAAUAUAUAUAUAUAUGGGUUUUCCUAAAGAUGGGUGCUAAACUUCUACCAAACAUGUCUCUAGGGACAAAGAGUUGGCCUCCACUCGGGUCAUAACAGUGUAUUUUGGCUGUGGCAACGCUGGGAUGCCCAUUCACACUCUGACACAAGAGCCUGGCACUUGUCACAAAUUAUCAGGAAGAUUGCAGAUGCGUUUGGGAGCCUCGGGUACUCGUUAGACACGGUGAGCCAUUCAAGGCAAGAGGGCCUGUGAGAGUUUGUUCCAGAACCAGUCUGAUGCAAGUGCACCUCCAAUCUAUGCCUUACGAACUCCAGAGGCCAUAUGCAAAACAGGGUCUUCUCAGUGUAUGCAAGGGGCUGCGGCCCCUCCUCUCCUCCCCAGCUGAACAAUACGGACAGUUUUCACACAUAUCUACCUGUAUAACCCUCCGUACCUCUCAUAACUGGUCAACGACUGUAACAGGUUACAUCAGGUGUUUUUCUACAUACUUUUUACACAGAUUCUAUGCGAUUAAUGUAACUUAAUUCAGCGCAUCAUUGUACAAGUUCUUACGCUUGGCCUUAUUUUUUUCCUAAGUGAUUGUGGUUUUUCUUGUGGUUUUUUCUUGUGGUUUUUCUUGUAAAGAUAUUGAGAUGGCUGUUGAUGCUUAUUCUCUGUAACUAAGAAUUUUUACCUUUUUGGGAAAAAGCAUUGCUAUGGAUUAAUGAAUUGAGACUUCAUUUACUCGUUGUAAAUACACUAUUGUGCAAAAAAAAAAAAGUUUCAUUCAAUUGAAUUGCUAGUGUUUACUGAAUUUUGUCUAGACGCCAUUUCUGUUGAUGAAAUAAAGGCCUAUCAUUCUACAUGG